Messenger RNA from Bicyclus anynana (squinting bush brown), 60616 nucleotides. RefSeq lists its product as uncharacterized. The record is from RefSeq and is a predicted model, not a curated record. Lineage: Eukaryota; Metazoa; Arthropoda; Insecta; Lepidoptera; Nymphalidae. The coding region runs from base 312 to 60287 and encodes 19991 amino acids. The transcript has 136 exons. Gene Ontology annotation, molecular function: calcium ion binding.
GCCGCCACCAGUCUCACUCCGACCAUUUCGCUGGUCGUGCGUGCAAAUCGAACUGCGUCGCUACGUUCCGUUCUCCGAGUGUCAGUUAGCUCCAGCUCUGGAGCGCCGUAGGUGCAGUGUUGUGAUAGUGUGUUUUUAGUCAUACAGACGGAUAGUGUAUCACUACAAAGUACCACUGUCGACGGUGCGCGGCCGUUCCACGGAGUUACCUAACGGCUGUUCGCCUUGCGAGGGAAGGCGGAUCGCUUGCACCGGGAGGAAUGAGCCCCGUACAUUACUGCUCCCGCACUCACCGAUGAUCUCAAGAGACCAUGUAUAUAGAAACCUUACCGCUCGUGGUUUGGACGCUCAUAGUAACAUCAACGCAUGUAGCGACGCAAAACCAAUAUGGAAUAGGUUUAGGAAUAAAACGAGAAAUAUUCUUCUUAAAUUUAGAAAACGGUUACUUCGGUUGCCAAGCAAACGAAUCAACACAUAUAUUACAAUUAUAUGAAUUAUCUAAAUUAUGCGACGGUGUGCCGGACUGUUAUAAGGCAUCCGAUGAACUUCGAACAGAAUUAAAAUGUUCAGAUGAUUGUACCAAAGAUGACGGAUCGCGAUGUAUAAACGGCGCCUGCCUCAGCGGAGUAUGUUAUUGUAACGAUGGUUUCGGCGGAUGCAACUGCCAAGAGCCUGACGUUAAUGAGUGCAAGAACCGGCCGUGUGACGUAUUUGCUCACUGUACAAACACUGUAGGCAGUUUUCAAUGUUCAUGCUUUCCUGGAUAUGUGGGUGAUGGUUUCUCGUGUAAAGAUAUAAAUGAGUGUGAAGAUCCAGUAAUAGCUUCAAGAUGUGUAAAAAAUGCUGAAUGUUGUAAUUUGCCCGCUCAUUUUAUUUGCAAAUGUAACCGAGGUUUUGAGGGGGACGGAGAGGAGGAAUGUCGAGAUAUCGACGAAUGCCAAUGGCCGGGUGUUUGUGGUGCUAAUGCAAUAUGUCAAAACUAUCCAGGGAACUACACUUGCGCUUGUAAAGCUGGAUACACAGGAAACGCUUUUGAUGGCUGUGUAGAUUUGAAUGAAUGUAUUAAUGGAGAUGCUUGUGGUCCUGGUGCCAUUUGCCGCAACGUUGAAGGGGGAUACGAGUGCAGCUGUCCGCCAGGUUACGAGGGUGACCCGCGCGUCGCCUGUCACGACCAAGACGCGUGCAAACGAGCUACUUGCGGCCGCUCUGCACUUUGUGAAAAUCUACCUGGCGCUUACCGUUGCAUUUGCCCACCAGGGUUCGAAGGCGAUCCGAACGUUCAGUGUACUGACUUGGAUGAAUGUAACAGUAGCCAUACCGUGUGCGGAGAACAUGCCAUCUGCACCAACACUAUUGGCAGCUACGUAUGUAAUUGCAAGCCCGAGUACACUGGCGAUGCACAAACUCCCAAUGGUUGUCGAGAUGUUAAUGAAUGUGAAAUACUGGAGCAUCCUUGCGGAAUGCAUGCCAUUUGUGAGAACACUGAUCCUGGAUAUAACUGCAAAUGUCCGCAAGGCUUUAGAGCGAAACCUGAUGCUCAAAUUGCGUGUGAACAGAUGGAUGUAAAUACGCUGUGUAAAUCAAACUUUGAUUGCACGAAUAAUGCUGAAUGUAUAGAUGGACAAUGUUUUUGUAAGAAUGGUUUUGAUGCCAAAGGUUCUAUCUGUAUUGACGUCGACGAAUGCAGUAACAGUUCUCAAUGUGGAGACAAUGCCUUUUGUUUGAAUAUACCGGGCAGUUUUAAAUGUGAAUGUAGCGUUGGCUAUAUUGGAUCUCCACCACAUUCGAUAUGUCGAGCGCCAUGCGAAGAUGUACAGUGUGGUGAACAUUCUUAUUGUAAGCUAGAUGGUUCUGACGUGUACUGCGUUUGUGAAGAAGGCUGGACGUUCGACCCUAAUGAUAUUUCAGCUGGUUGUAUUGACAUUGAUGAAUGUAACGAUUCAAUUGGAUAUUCAGGACGGUGUGGACUCAAUGCACGAUGCCUGAAUACUUUAGGAAGUUUCACUUGCAAUUGUCCCGAAGGUUACACUGGUGACUCUCACAAAGAAUGCGUUGAUAUCAAUGAAUGUAGUAACGAGAAUACAUGUGGAGUAGGAGCUCACUGUCUUAACCGACCAGGCAGUUUCACUUGUGAAUGUCCCGACGGAACUUUACCAGACCCAGAGCCUUUUGUAAAAUGUUCUGAAAUACUUACUUGUAAAUAUGACAAAGAUUGUCCUGGCAAUGCUCUUUGUGACGAAAAUAGAAAAUGUGUAUGUCCAGAGCCAAAUAUUGGAAAUGAAUGUAGACAUCCAUGCGAAAACUUAAAUUGUGGAAGUAAUUCAGAGUGUCUUCUGAACAAUCAAGUUGCUCAAUGCAUAUGCCGCAGUGGAUUUACAGGAGAUCCAUUAUCUUCAAUUGGUUGUCAAGAUAUUAAUGAAUGUGACGUAAACCCAUGUUCAAUGGGUGCUGUUUGCAAAAAUCUACCAGGACAUUUUCAAUGUGAAUGUCCCGGUAAUUUCACUGGAGAUCCUUAUUUAAAUGGGUGUAUUGUUAGCAAAACACCAAGCGAAUGUAGUAAUGUUAACCCAUGCCCUUAUGGUGAGCAGUGUAUUUUACAUGAAGGGGAAAAUGUUUGUAUUUGCUCACAAGGAUUUUCACGCAAUAAAGAAAACAAUUUAUGUGAAGAUAUAAAUGAGUGCACCCAACUUGGACGGACUCCAUGUGGAUUAAAUGCUAUAUGUAAAAAUUUACCCGGCAGCUACGAGUGUAAAUGCCCCCCAGAAUAUAGCGGCAAUCCGUAUAAUUUAUGUGAACUUUGUGAUGACAUAAGUUGUCAAUGUCAACCACCGUAUAAACUCGUCGAUGGAAACUGCGUUUUGUCUGGUUGUUCAAGUGAUAGAAAAUGUGGAAAAGGAGCUGAAUGUAUUAUAAUAUCAGCCGGUGUUAGUUAUUGUGCCUGUCCAUCUGGCUUUACCCAAAACGUUGAUGGCUCUUGCGAAGACAUAAAUGAAUGCACAUUUGGUCAACCAGUUUGUGGUUUCGGAGCAGAAUGCAUAAAUACCGUCGGAUCAUAUACUUGUAAAUGCCCACCCGGUUACGGAAAGGAUAUGAUAUCUGGACAUUGCAGUCUCAAUCAGAAGAAGUGUAUAAGUGAUUCUGAUUGUUUUGCUAAUGAAAAAUGUGUACAGCCAGGUAACUGCGUGUGUCCUCCGCCAUUCUAUUUAGAUGUAACAGACGGACAAAAAUGCAAAACACCUUGCGAAAGAUUUGUCUGUGGUAUCAAUGCUAAAUGCACACCUAGUGAUCCUCCUAAAUGUAUGUGUAUGCCUGGCUUUGAAGGAGAUCCAUAUACUGGUUGUACGAAUAGAAAUGAAUGUCACAGUGCACCUUGUGGAUACGGUGCGAUUUGUCAUGAUGAGGUUGGAGGUUACAAAUGUACUUGUCCACAAAAUAUGAUCGGCGAUCCAUACAAAUCAGGAUGUACCGUCGAAGAAGGAACGUCUCAAAGGCAGCUAUGUAGUGAAAACAGUCAAUGUCCUAACAAUCUAGCGUGUUUAAACCGCACGUGUGCUUCUCCGUGUGUUACAAUUUCUUGUGGUCCUAAUGCAUUCUGUGAAGUCGAAAAUCAUGCUCCCUGGUGUCGGUGCAAUCCUGGAUAUACAAAACCUGAAGGAGGAAAAUGCAUAUCUGGUUGUGACAACUAUUCUUGUGCCUCAGCUGCUCAAUGUAUAAUAUCAAAAACCGGACCAACAUGUGUCUGUCCAGAAGGAAUGGUUGGAAAUCCAUUCCCUGGUGGAGCUUGCAGGCGAGAUAUUUGUGGGCCAGGACUGGCUUGUGACGAACCUUUAACUUGUAUAGCUGGAAGAUGUCGACAACGUUGUGAAACAGUUUUUUGUGGAAUAGGUGCAUCGUGUGAUGAAAACAGCGGUCAAUGUGUUUGCAAUACUUAUUUUGUAGGAAAUCCAGAUUUAUUAUGUAUGCCACCUGUGGCCCCACCAAAUUGUGAGCCCGAGUGUAGUGAGAAUGCACAUUGCGUUUAUGGCCAAACUAACAUGUGCAAGUGCGACAAAGGAUAUACUGGAAAUCCAUAUGUAAAAUGUCUACCACGAAAACGAAUAACUUGUGCAACUGCUUCUUGUGGAACCAAUGCAGUUUGUCAACAAACCAAAUCUCACGUUGAAUGUUUGUGUCCGCCGGGCUAUGUGGGUAAUCCAAAUUUACAAUGUAUAGAUAUAGAUGAAUGCAGCUCGAGACCGUGUGCUGAAAAUGCAAUUUGUAUCAAUACCCCAGGAAGCUAUAGCUGUAUCUGCAAGAGUAAAUAUAUUGGAAAUCCAUACGAAUUAUGCACACAAGUAUCAAUGUCUAAGUGUAUCGAUGGUUCCGUUUGUUCAUGUUCUCGCAACGCAACAUGUCCUGAAGGACUUAUUUGCGAAAAUUCUAGAUGUGUUGAUGUCUGCCAGUCUAUUAUAUGCGGCCCUAAUUCGAUCUGUGAAGAAGGCCGAUGUGUAUGUCUACAGAGUUAUACUGGAAAUCCACAUGAUAUGAUUCAUGGAUGCAGUCUUGACAAUAAAUGCAUUACAGAUAUUGAUUGUAAAAAUUCAGAAAUAUGUUUCCAAUUAGGAAAAAGUAUUCGUAAAUGUGUAGAUGUAUGUACCAAAAUUCAAUGUGGUCCAAAUUCACAUUGUGUUAGUACUAAUCACCAAGCUCAUUGUAUUUGCGCUGAAGGAUACGUGGGUAAGCCCGAAGAUGUUAAGUCAGGAUGUCACUUGCAACAAAGAGAACCUAAUCAUGAAUGUAACUCAGAUAGUGACUGCGAUGCGCCACAAAUUUGCUUGGUAAUAGAUGGAAGCAAUAACAGAUGCAUCGAUUUAUGCUCUACUAUCGCUUGUAGUUCGAAUGAGAACUGUAAAAUCGUAGACAGCGUUGCUCAUUGUGAUUGUAAAAGUGGGUUCAUUUGGAAUCCAAUAAGUUCAACGUGUGAGCAACCAACAACACCAAAUUGUGAAAAGGAUAACGAUUGUGACGACAAUAAGUCAUGUGAAACAGAUGUACUUGGUGUAAAAAAAUGUAUAGACAUGUGUGCCCUAUUCACAUGUCCGCAAAACUCAAGGUGUUUAACACAGCAACACAAAAGCCAAUGCCAGUGCUUAGCAGGUUUUAUAGGAAAUCCAAAUGACCGCGACGGUUGCUCACUUGUUGAUAAAAAUGAAUGUAAUAACGACGUUGAGUGUAAAGAAAAUGAUGUAUGUAAAGAUAUCGGAAGCUUAAAAAAAUGUGUCCCGGCUUGUCAACAAAAAGUUUGUGGACCAAAUGCUAUUUGUGUCGCUAAUAAUCACGUAGCCAAGUGUCAAUGUCCAUUAGGUCCUUUUACAGGAAAUCCAGAAGAUCCCGAGAAGGGAUGCGAAUCAGUUCCAUGUGUAUAUAAUGUUGACUGCAAUCCUCAUGAACUGUGUAAUCGUUUUACGUACAAAUGUAUAAACGUUUGUUCGGAAGAUAGUUGCGGAGAGAAUGCCGUAUGCAUAGCAGAUAAUCACAAAUUCAAAUGUCAAUGUUUAUCUGGAUAUUUUCCUGAUCCAUUACCUGAAAUUGGUUGUAGAAAAACGGAACUUUGUAAUCCAAACCCUUGUCAUCAAACUGCUAUAUGUGAACCGCGGUCAUCUACUUAUAUUUGCAAGUGUCCUCCUGGCCUCGUUGGUGAUCCUAUACAAGAUGGUUGUAGAAAACAAGGAGAUUGCCCAAAUGGUGAUAUAGACUGCUUAGCCGAUUCUAUUUGUAUUAAAGGAAGAUGUGUAAAUCUAUGUGAAGGAGCAUGUGGCGUUAAUACCUUAUGUAACGUUGUAAGCAAAAAAGCAAUAUGUUCAUGUGCCGACGGUUUUGAAAGCACGCCAGAUGAAAGAUCUUGUAAGAAAAAAGUUAUAUCAUGUAGAAAUGAAAUAGACUGUGACAAUGAUGUUUGCCACAAUGGCCAAUGCUUUUCAGCGUGUACGAAUUCUAGUCAUUGUGACCUUGGGGAAGAAUGUGUUAAAAAUUACUGUGUAACUAAAUGUCAAAAACAUGCUCAGUGCAGCAUUGGUCAGGCUUGUGUUGAAGGUCAAUGUUUAAUAGGUUGUAGAACCAAUGAAGACUGUCCCAUUGAAGAGGCGUGUAUUAAUAAUAAAUGUAAGAAUCCUUGUUCAACGACAAGAGUUUGUGGUCCAAAUGCUAUAUGUUCAAGAAUCAAUCACAGCACAAAAUGUGAAUGUCCUGAAGGAUUCGAAGGAUCUCCGACACCACAACAAGGUUGUGUACGAAAACCAGCAAGUUGUAGUAAAACAUCUCAGUGCCCACCUGAUCACAUGUGUAUUGGUUUCCUUUGUCAAGUUCCCUGUCAAGAUAACUCUAACUGUGCAAUGGGAGAAAAGUGUAAUGAUAACAAAUGUCACAAAAUAUGUCACACUAGUAGUAAUUGCUUACACGGAGAACACUGUAGUGCUGGAGUAUGUAUUCCUGGUUGUAAAACUAACUCUGAUUGUCCCAAUAAUCAGCUUUGCGUUUCAAAAGAGUGUAAAUGUGCUCCAGGUUUUGACAUGAUAAAUAGCGAAUGUUUGAAUCUUGAUGAAUGUCUUAAUAAUCCAUGCCAUCCUACGGCUCAGUGUAUAGACACGGAAGGAUCUUUUAAAUGUAUAUGUCCUACAGGCGCUAUUGGCGAUCCUUAUAAAUCUGGUUGUUUGCUACCAAAUCAAUGUAGGCAGGAUAGCCAAUGUGAUAAUUCUUUAGCUUGUAUCAAAGGGAAGUGUUCAAAUCCCUGUGACACAAACGCCUGUGGAAUUAAUGCCGUUUGCCAAGUUAAUUAUCAUAGAACAACAUGUACCUGUGAAUUAGGGCAUCUAGGAAAUCCAUUUGAUAAAAAUAUUGGUUGCUAUAAAGUUGAGUGUAUUACUGACUCUGAUUGUUCUGAUGAUAAAUAUUGUAAUUCUCAAAGUAAUAAAUGUUCUGAAAAAUGUGAUGAUUUUGCAUGUCAAGGAGGUAUCUGUAAAAUUGAAAAUCACAAAGAAGUAUGUGCUUGUUCAUCAGGAUUUGAAUUGAUCAAUAAUAAAUGUGCAGAUAUAAAUGAAUGCAUUAAUAAUCCCUGUCCUUUAAAUGCAAAAUGUGAUAAUACUAUGGGUUCGUUUAAAUGCAAUUGCGUAAAUGGAACGAUAAAAGACCUCAACAGUGGCACUUGUAAAAUGCCUGGAGAAUGUCUAACAGAUUAUGAUUGUUCUGAACAAACAACAUGUAAUGAAAAUCAUUGUAUUAAUCCAUGUGAUAAAUCAGUCUGUGGUGUAAAUGCUGUUUGUGCAGUGUCUAAACAUAAACCUCUAUGUGAAUGUGAAUCAGACAGUCAAGGAGAUCCGUACAAGAAGUGUACCAAGUUUGAAUGUGUCCAAGAUUCUGAUUGUUCAACCGAAGAAGCAUGUUCUAAUAAUGUCUGUAUUAACUCGUGCAACUUACCACGUGCUUGUGGCAAAAACACCAACUGCUUAUCAAAAGCUCACGUCGGAUACUGUUCUUGUAAAUCAGGUUAUACAGGUGAUCCUGUACUUGGGUGUGUUCCUAUACAAUAUUGCAAUGAUGACAGUAGAUGUUCUUCGGGUACAAUAUGUGUUGAAAACUUGUGCUUAGGUGUUUGCAAAAAUUCAAGGGAUUGUUUUGAUGAUCAAAUUUGUAUUCAGGAAGCAUGUAGACUGACCUGUAAUUCAAACGACAGCUGCCCAGACUCACAUUUUUGUACCAACAAAAUUUGUAUGAAAGAUGUUAAAUGUGUUUCGCACAAUGACUGUGCUGAAGAUGAACAGUGUGACAUAGGAUCAAAUGGAUUAUCAAAAUGCAUUAAAUUAUGUGAAAACCAACCUUGUGGUAGAAAUGCAUAUUGCUCAGGUAUUUCUCACAAAUCUGUUUGCUUAUGCAAAGAAGGGUUUCUUGGAGAUCCCGUAAAAGGAUGUGACAAAAAGGAAUGUGACACUGAUUCAAAUUGCAGCGAGGAUAAAUUUUGCGACAAUAAUAUUUGUAAAGUCGCAUGUUUGAGUAAUAAGAAUUGCGGAGAAAACUCAAUUUGUUCUUCUGAAAAACAUAAGUCUGUAUGUUAUUGUCAGCCUGGGUUUACUGGAGAUCCAGUUAAAGGAUGUACAGAAAUUGAUUGGUGUGAUUCAAGACCAUGUGGUAACGGUGCUGAAUGCAUUAACACGCGGAGCAAUGGGAAGUGCAUAUGCCCUGCCGGGACCAUUGGAGAUCCAUAUACUGAAGGAUGUCAUAAGGCUGAGGAAUGUAGAUUUAAUAGAGAUUGCCCCGUUGUUGCCCGCUGUACAAUAACAGGCAGUGUAAGAAAAUGUACAGAUGCUUGUGACAGUAUCAAAUGUGGACCUAAUGCUGAGUGCAUUGCAGCGAGACAUUCAGGUCAAUGUAAAUGUAAACCAGGAUACAUUGGAAAUGCAUCAAGUGAUAAAGGAUGCCGCCUUCAGGAAACAACAUGUAGAGAAAAGAGUGAUUGCCCAGAUCAAUUAUAUUGCCAUAGGGGUGUUUGUAAAGGAGUAUGUAUAAAUGACGAAGAGUGUGAAUUAAGUGAAAAAUGUAACAAUGGACAGUGUAUCAAUCCCUGCAAAAUGGAAAAGACUUGUGGGCUUAAUGCAAUUUGCCAAACUGAAAAUCAUAUUGUACAAUGCAGUUGUCCAUAUAGUUUUACUGGAAAUCAAGACAUCGAAUGUGUAAGAACUCCAAGACUGUGUGGUUCUGCCGGAGAAUGUGAAGAUGGGUAUGCUUGCAAAGAUUCGGCUUGUGUACCCAACUGUAAAUUAGAUGAAGAGUGCGCCAUGAACGAAAGAUGUUCUCAAGGAAGUUGCAUGCUAACAUGUCGCGUCGAUAAUGAUUGCUUCCUCGGACAUAUAUGCUUAUCCAGCAGUUGUCGAUUCGGCUGUAGACACGAUGAUGACUGUGGACAAGAAGAAGUUUGCAACAACAAUUAUUGUAAAAGUCCAUGUUCUCAAGAAAUUAACCCGUGUGGUCCAAAUGCAUUAUGUUCAGUCGAUUCCCGGAAAGCAGUCUGCUCUUGUUCAGAUGGCUUGAUAGCGAAUCCUACACCUAAUGUUGGUUGUGUCCGAACUCCAUCUUUACUUUGCCAAAUGCAUACCGAUUGUGCUAUUGGCUGGAGAUGUGAAGACGAUAGAUGCCGUCCAGCAUGUAGUAUGGACGGCCCAGAAUGCCUAGAAGGGGAACGUUGUAAUUUAGGAGUGUGUCGCUACGCUUGUACUUCGGACGAGCAUUGCUCAGAUGAUGAAGUUUGUGACGGACACUUUUGUGUCACUGGCUGCAGAUCCAAUACGCAUUGCCCAAGUAAUCUUGCCUGCAUAUCGGGUCAGUGUGUUGAUCCAUGUAUUGAGCCAGGAACAUGCGGUGCAAAUUCUUUAUGCAUCGCAGAAGACCACACUGCAAUAUGUACAUGCCCUGAAUCCUUAUCUGGCGAUCCAAAAGUUGUAUGUAAAAGAAUUCCAUCACGCUGCGAUAGUAACAAAAAUUGUCCAGAUGGCUUUAGUUGCUACGGAGAUACGUGCUACCCAGCAUGUAGAAGGGAUAAUAUAUGCUUAUCUAAUGAAAAAUGCAUACGUGGUAUAUGUAGACUUAUCUGCAAUAGUGAUGACGGGUGCAGUGAAGGACAUAUUUGCGAAAAUAGGAUGUGUAAGCAAGGUUGCCGAGACGACAACGCUUGCGAAUCAAAUCAAGCUUGUAUCAACGGACAAUGUAAAGAUCCAUGUAAUGACAUUUUGGCUUGUGGGACAUGUGCAAAGUGUAAAGUAUUAAAUCAUCGUACAUUGUGCACUUGCAAUAGUAAUUAUACAGGAAAUCCUCUGGUUGAGUGUAAGAAGAAACAAUUACCCUGUGAUGGAUUUUGCCCAUGUGAUGAUAGUGGAUAUUGUGUUGCGGUUUGCAAUGAUAAUUCAGAUUGUAGUUGUGGGGAGAAAUGUAUAGAUGGUGGAUGCAGAACACUUUGUUCCACAAGAAAUAGAUGUCCUGAGAGACAGAUAUGCGCCCAAGGAGCUUGUAUACCUGGCUGCAAUAAUAAUAGAGAUUGUGGUGACGAUAUGGUAUGCUCAUCAAAAAAAUGCGUGGAAGUAUGUAGAGAAAGUUCAUGUGGUAAAAAUGCUAUUUGUUUAGCUAGUAGACAUCGUUCUAUUUGUAGUUGUCCUAGUGGUUUUUCUGGAGAUCCUAAAAAAGAAUGUAAACCAUACGAGUGCUCAAAAAAUAGUGACUGUGAAUCAGACGAAACGUGCGAUACCAAAGGAAAGUGUAAAAAUGUAUGUUUAAAUGCUUGCGGUGCUAAUGCUAUAUGCCGGUCAGAGAAUAGAGUACCACAAUGUUCAUGUCCUCCCAACUACAUCGGAAAACCAAAAAUAGAAUGUUCAAAGCCACCUGCCGGUAGUUGUUUACGUAAUCCGUGUGGAGUUAAUGCUCGCUGUCGUGAUUUGGACGAUGGAAACUAUGAAUGCACGUGUCCUCCGGGCUGUGCUGGGAAUCCACAAAAGGAAUGUUUUUGUGGCACGAUGACACCAUGUGCGUUUAAAGCAUGUGGCACUAAUGCUCAAUGUCAAAUUGAUCACAAGAGUGAAGCGCAGUGUUACUGUCCACGCAAUUUCCCGAAUGGAGAUCCUAACAUAGAAUGUACUCUGGAACGAAGCGUUGUUGAUUGUCGAACAACUGGAUGUGGAAUCAAUGGAGAAUGCUUAAGAGAAGGAGCUGAAUUUGUAUGUCGAUGUAUUCCUGGUACAGAAGGACAGGCCGACAUCGAAUGUCACACCAGUAUCGAAUGUACGAGCGAUAAAGACUGCCCAGUAGACAAAGCGUGUUUGAGCUUACGUUGCGUCGACCCUUGCACAAUUCGAGGCGUAUGCGGAGAGGAUGCCCUGUGCGUGUCUGUGAUGCAUCGCGCGCAGUGUUCAUGUCCGCAGUGCUAUGUGGGCCAGCCCCGUUCGUCCUGUCGACUGGACCCUACGUGCAAACCCACUGCAGAUGUCAACAUGACAUUCAAUUGUUCAGACACUAAGCCAUGCCCUCUGAAACUGGCGUGUGAUUUAAAUACAAAUCAAUGCCGAAAUCCAUGUUUGGGAUAUCAGAAUUGUAGUAGAAAUCAAAAAUGUGAAGUUCGGAAUCAUGUGCCUGUUUGCGUAUGCCGCAAUGGGUUUGCACUUAAUGAAAGAGGAGAAUUGACUUGUGCCCCCGAAAACGCUGAAUGUACGAGAGACGAGCAAUGCCCAUCAAAUGCAGCUUGUCGAGAUUCGAAAUGUGUGAAUCCUUGCUUGGCAUCCAAGCAACCUAUCUGUGACAAAGGCAAACAGUGUGACGUCCUUGAACAUCGGGCACACUGCAUUUGUGUCGAAGACUGUCAUCCGACUGUGUCCAUAUGUUUAAGAGAUAACGGAUGCCCCCAAAAUUUAGCAUGCAUAAACUUCCAAUGUAAAGAUCCAUGUAAAGAGGCUUGCGGUGACGUUCCAUGUUCAGUAGAAGAUCAUCAUCCUGUAUGCAAGUUUUGUCCAAAUGGAUUUACACACGACGAAAAACAUGGCUGCAUUAAAGCGUUAGAAUGCGGAGCCCAUGAGCAGUGCGCGGUGGGGCUGGCGUGCGUGGGCGGGCGCUGCUCGGACCCGUGCGCGCGCGGCGGGCCCUGCGCCGCGGGGCAGCACUGCGCUGUCGUUGAUCAUCAGCCUGUUUGUUCAAAGGUUUGCCAAUGCCAAACUUCUGCGGAUUGUGCAAGAUAUCCUAACUCAAAAUGCGACGGGUGCAUCUGUGUACAAGGUGAACCUCCAACUCCAAAUUGUGCACACUGUCGACCAGGAGUUCCCUGUGAUCCGUUUUCGGGAGCCUGCAUGGAAAAUGAUCGACCCCUAAUAGCAAUCCCACUAACCGAAACAUACUCCACUGCAACCACAUCUACAAUAGAACUUAAAACUACUAUUUCAUUAUACGACAAUAUUGACAAAAACACAAAUACAGACUAUUAUAAUGACAUUACAACUGACGCUGGUUUCUCAAUCGUAAGUACAUUAGAUGAUGAUAAAACAUUAUUUCCUAAGGAAAUUACAACAGAGGAUUAUUCUACUGAGAGAUAUAUUCACACUACUGUGCGUCCUAUAACUUUAAAAGAUCUACUCAAUUUUGAUAAAGAACAGGCACCUGAUGAAAGUAUUGAUAACUCUGAUACAACAAAUAGGGAGUCAAUUACAACUGAUAGUACUGCAGCUUUACCAAAAGAAUUUGUAACACCAGAAAUAACACCUGGCAAUGAAGCUACUGAAUCGUCAUCAGUAAAUUAUUCUAACGAACUAGAAUUUGUUACAACAUCUGUUAAAAGUAUUACAUUAGAGCUUAAAACGACACUUGAUGAUGAUGAACUUUUAUUAAGCAGUAGUACAAUUCAUGGUGAAAGUACUCAUAAACCACAGGUUCAUCUUAAGAGAACCGAAACAAGUGGAUCACAAAAACAAGUGAAUGAAAACAAGAAUACAAAAACUCCAGAAAAUCAAAGAAAUCUGCAUAAUUAUACAAAUGAUAUUGUAAGAAUGACAGACGUAUCAAAAAGUGAGACAACAGUGCCAAUGAAUAAACUAAAUGAAACAACUACCCUUACAUUAGAUUCGCAAACAGAAAUUACAUCAGAGAGUACAAUUAACAAUAAAUUAGAUAAAAAUGAACAUCCUGUACGGAACAUUACAACUGAUACGAAGAAUAAUUUACCUGAACGAACUACAACUAUAGCUAGCCAGACUACGGAAAUAAUUGAGGAAAUAUUUGCAAGUGUAACAGAUACAUCUACUGCCCCAAGCAAUAAUAUUAAUGUUACUCUUAUUAAUGCUACUAAUAGUAAUAAUAUUCUUGACGUAUUAAGUACAACUUUAAAAUCUUCUGUAGAUAGCACAAUUAGUCAAAUGACAUAUACUACAGAGAAAACUGAAACUGACUUUCAAAAUAAAUUGUAUACAAUAACAACAACUUACCUCUCUGAUAAUAGCAAGACCGAAGAAACAUCACAUGGAACUGAAAAGUUUUAUGAAGAUACAUCAACUACACGUAAAUUAAUAAGUUUUAGUGAUAUAACUGGUUCCACAUUAUUAGAUUCAAUGCGUAGCACUUCACAAACACCUAAACUGACUACUUCUUCAGAUCUCUCUAUGAAAGAAAAAAAACAAGUGAUAUCAAAUAUACCAGAACAUAAUAAUAACUUGUCAGAGUCAUCAAUACAGAGUAGUGAUCCAAAAUAUACAACUUUAUAUACUAGCACAGAUUUAGCUGAAGAUAUAGAUUUUUCACCUACAUAUAUCCCAAAUGUAAUACAAAACAUAGACAGUAAACUAAAAACUUCUACAGAUAUAACAGAAAUUUUCAGUAUGUCCACUGAAUCUUUGGAAGCGACAACAAAUAAUGUUCAUGAUAACUUUGAGUCUGAAUCUAGUAUAACUGUAACUGAUAACAUAUUUUUGGAGACGAACACAAAAGCUGAUAUAAAUACAAAUGACAGUACGACAACGUUUUCUCACCAAAACAAAAGUACGACGAAUGUAACUCCUCUCGAUUUAUCUGCUAUCGGAGAAACUUCCAGAAGUACUACAGUUCCAGAUGUUUCAACCGUAAUAGGCAAUCCUAAAACGACACUUUCGUUGGCAACAGAUUACAGGAGUGCAACUACUGAAACUAAAUACCAAUAUACGGACGCUAAAACUAAAUUAACUGAAUCGAACGUAGACACCACAACUACAGAGGUUGAUUUAACACCAAGUAGCACACAUAAAAAUAAUAAUCUUGAAUCUAUAACAACAUUUAGUAUUGAUAUGAAUACCAAAACUCCUUUCUAUUUUGAAAAUAACAAUGGAGAAAUAUAUUCUACAAAUUUUAAUUUAGAAAGAAGUACUACAAAAUUAUUUGAACAAUACCCUACCACAGAAAUAUCAACAAAAUCUUCCACAAAAAAGGGCCUAAAUCUUGUAAAUAAUUUUAAUGUACCUGAUAAGGGCAUCUCAGAAAUGGUUACAGCUGAACAUGCAUUACAAAAAGAAAGUACAAAACUUCUUAAACUAAAUUCUACUUAUGUUCCUACUGCAACUUCACCUAUGAAUGAAAUAUUAACUCAUAGGCCGCAAAAAAUGCAUAAUAAUUUUGAAACUACAACAAAUGAUAAUACCAAUCUGAUUUUUAGUACCAAUAGCAAUACUAAAACUAAAAAUAUAUAUAAAGUCACAAAACCAAUGAUUAAUGAAUUGGAAAUUGAGAUGAAAUAUACAACAUUGGAUAAUGAAGAUAACCAAUUUAUAAUUGAACAGAGUUCCACUCCCACUACAACGAUAAGUUUAUCUGAAAUUUCAGAAACAAAUUUUGUGACCGAUUCUACUUUAUCUAUUACCAAAUCUAACCCUAAUUAUAUAGAGGAUAGAUCUACAGUGUAUUCAAAAAUCAACACUGAUAAAAAUAUAGUGACGGUUACUGAAAAAGAUAAUUUAUGGCAUACUAACAUUGAUAAUGCAAAAGGUAGCACUUCUGAUUUAUAUAAUAACAACUUUAUGUUGACUUCAACAGAAAAUAUUCCAAAAUAUGAAAGUAACGCUAAUGCUGUUGAAAGUAGUACUAAAAAUAUUAUUAUAAAUAAUGGACCAGAUAUUUUCAAUACGCAAAAAUCUUCAACGACUGUUGGUACAGAAAACGAAAACUUAGAAUCAUUAUCUACUACUAAAUACAACGAAAAAACAGACGAGACUUCCUUGUUUAAUAACUUUUUUACAUCUGAAGAUAGUACCACAAUAACUCCUUUUCACCCUUCAGUUGAAGGUGUUGCAAGUACCUUUGAUCAAAAUUCUUCUCCGUUUACGGACAGUAAAAUGUCAGUUUAUGGCCAUAGUACACCAAGUGACAAAAAUGGAAACCUUUACACUAAAACUGAUAAUAUAAUAAAUGUAGACAGAGAAACAACAACAUUGUAUAUCGAUCAUAUUGAUUAUGCAACAACCCCAGAUGAAAAGUUUUCUAAAACACUAACAAAUAAACCAACAGAAAACCCCUUUACCUCUAGUGAUAAUAAAGAUGAUGCUAUUUUAAAAUCUACAUUUAGUGAUGGUGAUAUUAAAUUUUCUUCAGUCACAUCGACUUCAUAUCCAAUGUUAUACACUGACAGUGGCGGUCAAAAUGUAGAAGAAUUUACGAUAGAUGAGAUAGACAAUACCGUAUUAAUUGACCUUACAAACACUGACACAACAACACCAAAUUAUAAACAAACGAUGGAAAAUUAUACAUCAAUGGAAGCUGAAUCACCUUUCUCGACUACUUCUGAGAAUUUAACAAAAAGUACUGAUUUGAAUACAGAAAAGAAUGCACAUUAUGUUACAUCUACAAUUUUACCAGAUAAUAUAAUAACAAAUGAAAAUAUUUUCACCAAUACAGAGAAAACGUCUGUUAAUACGUUAGAUUCCACAAGUAGUAACUAUUAUACAGAAGAUAAUAUUUAUACAGAAAGUACAAUAGAUGGUAAAGGUGUUUUACUUACAACUCAAACUGAAUUUGCAUCAACUACUGUUGGUUCUGAGAAUUCUGAAAAUUAUUCUAAAUUUAAAAAACCUUUGCCAAGCACAUUCACUAAUGAUCCCAUAUUGACUGAUUCAACACUACAUAUUAUAACAUUACCGAAUACUAUAAGUACUUCUUCUGAUAGUGAAAUCAAAAGCACAAUCUCUUAUGAAUCUCUAAUAAAGAAUUAUGUAACCCCUAAUGAAACGCAUUUUACUACAUCAUUGCCAAUGACAACCAUAAAUAAAGCACAUAAUGAACAAUUUGUACCAGCUGAUAUUAUUGCAACCACAAGCUCAAAUAAUAAUGCAAACGAUAUAUCAAGUAGUGUAUUGAAUAAUGAAAAAAUAUUAAAAGUUCCAUUAAGCUCUUUGACCACUGCAAUUGGCAUAGAUAGUAGGAUUGUAGAAACGACAUCGACGGAAAAGUACACCAUUUCAAUUAACAAUAGUAUAUCCAAGAUUGAAAGUAGUACUGAAUAUACAGGAAAACGAACUACAUUUUCCGAAUCCACAGAAACAAUUAAUGAUUCUUCAUUUCAUGACAUGCCAGUUUUUACGACACCUUCAAUUACAAAUAGUGAAAAUAUAGUAGAUAGCACCACUAACAUUAAUUCUAUAAAAAUUGGUGCAGAAUCAGAUGUUUCUGGCAAAGGCACCACACAAUUGGAUAUUGCUACUACGGACAAUAUAUUAGCUGAAACUACUGUUAAUGAUUACCAUUUAGAGUAUACAAGAGAAACCACUUUGUCAACUACUGAACAUAGUAUUCAAGAUCUUGGUACACUUCCAUCGUUAACAACUUAUAACAAUAAUUCAAAAGAGGAUUCAACAACUCUUACUUACCAAAGAUCCUCUUCUAAAGGCUAUUCUUUAUUACAUAAAACUGAUGAACAAAAUACUUUAGAUAAUUUAAAUAGCAUGACUAAAAUGGAAACAACGGAGAGUUUUACUAGCGAUAAUAACAAUGAUGCAGACUUUUCAGGUUUCGUAACAGAAAUAAAUUUACCGACAAUGCCUUUGACAAAUUAUAAUUUAAAUGGAGAUAAAUUAAGUGACUUUAAAACUACUGAAAAUUAUGAUGAUAGUCAAUCAUCUAAAAAUCCUGAAAUAAUUACUUCUUCAACCUUAUCUGAUCGAUUUACCUCUGUCUUAGAAUCAUCCACAGAAUCUGAUAUGAAUAUUGAUAAUGAGGACACUACAACACAGGCAAACAAAACUUCAUUAACCAAUCCAGACAUAAACAAUGAAUGGCAGCAAACUGAACAAAGUUUGUCUACAACUACAGAAAUUAACGAAUCUCAUACUUACCCUACUGAAACCAUUUCUACGAUCAGCUCCGAGUCUUUGUCUUUUAAUCAAAAUAACGGUGAUAAAAACUAUCCCUCUACAAUGUCUGCACAUUUAAGUACUUCUUUAGAAAAUCUUUCGUCUCGUAGAAAAGAUAUAGAUAUUCCCGCUUGGACAGACUCUACUGCCAACUAUGAUAUAACUUCAACUGUGACAAAUACUGCACUUACUGAUACUCGAACUAACCAAUGUAAAUUUAACGUUCACUGCCCAACGAACAUGUUUUGUAAUAUUGGAGUAUGUAAAAACCCGUGCGAAGUACGGAACCCUUGUACAAAGAAUGCUUCCUGUAAAGUUUUCAACCAUGAAGCUGUAUGUGCGUGCGAUGGCCAUGCUGGGGAGAACUGUCAGAAAGAACCAAUUGGAACACCCAAGGCACCAGAACCUUGUCAUUCUGAUCGGGAUUGUAUAGAAACAGAGGCCUGUUUUAUGGGACUGUGUCAAAAUCCUUGUGAAUUUGACAAUGUAUGUGGUGUUGAAGCUAAAUGUAACCCUGUAAAACAAAGACCUAUGUGCUCGUGUCCAGCUGGUUAUGACGGAGAUCCCGCUGUAAAGUGUACACCUAAAACAUCUGGUUGCACUCGCAAUGAAGAUUGUCAGUUAACUGAAGCUUGUAUAAAUAAUGCAUGUCAACAUCCAUGUGCUAUACACAACCCAUGUGUGCCUAAUGCGGUCUGUAUAAAUACAAAUCACGGUUCAGAUUGUAGUUGCGUCGAAGGAUAUCAAGGCAACGGAUACGUUGGAUGCGUCCCAGUGGUUGAUAGUCGUUCAGUUUGUCAAUACAAUGAAGACUGUCCACCAGAAUUAUUGUGCGAUAGAUUAAAUAGAGUUUGCAUAAACCCAUGUGCGAUCAAUGAAUGUGGAGAGAACGCUGAAUGUUUCCCGUCCAACCAUGGCAUACAAUGUAAAUGUUUCGCAGGAUUUACAGGAAACCCAUUUUUAGAAUGUUACCAAGUGCAAGGUUGUAGAUCCGACAAUGAGUGUGCCAGUUCUGAAGCAUGUAUAAACGGAAAAUGUCAAUCGCCAUGUAGAUGUGGAACUAAUGCGAUAUGUGACGUCCAAAAUCACCGCGCGUCAUGCAAAUGUUUGGGUGGUUACACUGGCAACCCAAUGAUCAGCUGUGAACCCCCAACAAAUCCCUGUAUUCCAAAUCCAUGCGGGGUAAACGCAUUAUGUGAAAUUGACAAUGGCAACCCGAUAUGCUUCUGUCCUAAAGGAUUGACUGGCAACCCAUUCAAAACUUGCAUUCCGGAAGGCAAUGAAUGUGAACCCAACCCAUGUGGGCCAUAUACUGGAUGUCGAAUUAUAGAUAACAAGCCAGCCUGUUUCUGUUUACCUAAUUAUGAAGGAAAUCCUCCUCGUCAACCAUGUCGCUUACCAAAUAAUCCAUGUAAUCCAUCUCCAUGUGGACCAAAUACACAAUGUACUGUCUUAUCGAAUGGAUUCUCUAAAUGCACAUGUUUGCAAGGUUAUGUUGAAAGUCCGAAUACCGUUCGCGGUUGUGUGGAAGCGCGAAAUCCGUGUGAGCCAAAUACAUGCGGAAUAGGAGCACGUUGCGAUCCAAACAGAACCCCUGCCUGUUAUUGUCCUGAAAACUUACGUGGAAACCCGUAUAAGUCUUGCGAUCCUCCAACCUAUUUACCUCCGGCUAUUCUCUGCCAACCAGGAAACUGUGGAGAAAAUGCAGAUUGUUAUGUAGCUAGCAAUAGAGAAAUGUGUUUCUGUAAAACUGGAUUUUACGGCGAUCCAUACAUAGGUUGUCAACCACAAAAAAGUCCUUGUAAUCCAAGUCCUUGUGGGCCGCAAGCAGUAUGUAACAUUAAUUAUGAUGGACAAGCAUUGUGCUCCUGUAGCGAAGGCAGUACUGGUGAUCCAUUCAGUUUAGAAGGCUGUCGGUCCCGGGAAUGCGAAAUUGAUGAUGAAUGUUCAUUAGAUAGAUCGUGCAUUGGUUACACGUGCCGUGACCCCUGUCCCGGUCUAUGCGGCUUAAAUGCAAGAUGUCACGUCGAGUCUCAUCAUCCCGUUUGCACUUGUGAAGAAGGACUAAUAGGCAAUCCUUUGCUAUGUUGUUUACCACCCGAAGAACUAAAAUCUAAUAGGCCGUGUAAUCGUGCGCCGUGUGGCACAAAUGCUAUUUGUCAAGAUGUUGGAGAAAAUGCCUUAUGCUCGUGUCCUCCUGACUUUUACGGUGAUCCAACAAAAGAAUGUAAGCCGGAAUGCCUGAUGAACACAGAUUGUUCACCAAAUGAGGCGUGUAUUAAUCGAAAAUGUAUCGAUCCCUGUGCACAAAGCAACGUAUGUGGCAUUAAUGCUGUUUGCUUAUGUUCAGAUCACACUGUAUCAUGUUUAUGUCCAGAUGGAUAUAUUGGAGAUCCACUAAUUCAGUGCAUAUAUCGACCAAUAAUAAUUGUCCCGGACAAUUCGACAUUACAACCAUGCACACCAAAUCCAUGUGAUCCGAACUCCUUAUGCGAUACUUAUGGAGACAAGUUUGCUGUCUGUAAUCUUUGUAUUGGAUCCAAUGCUAUUAACAACCCUGCAUGCAGACCAGAAUGUGUUUUGAAUUCAGACUGUGCUUUCAAUAAAUUUUGUUUGAAGAACAAAUGUGUGGAUCCCUGUCCAGGAGCAUGUGGUGUUAAUGCUGAAUGUAAAAUAUAUCAUCACGAUCCAAUUUGUCAAUGUAGAAAUGGAUAUGAAGGGAACCCCUACGAACAUUGCAAAUUGUCAAAACAACCUUCACCACCUGAAAUUUGUGACAAUGUCAGAUGUGGAGCUAAUGCUAUAUGUCAAAAUUUAAAUAAUGCCUUAACAUGCAAAUGUCUGCCCGGCUUUUAUGGAAAUCCGUACAUGUCCUGCAGACCGGAAUGUGUCGUAAAUAGUGAUUGCUCUCCUACUUUGGCAUGCAUAAAUAACAGAUGUGAAAAUCCUUGUCAAAAUGUUUGUGGAAUUGGCGCAUUAUGUGAAACGGUUAACCAUCACGCUAUUUGCUACUGUGCUUCGGGUCAAUCAGGAGAUCCAUAUGUAAGAUGUCAAGAUAAUCCGGUCACGACGCCAACAAUAUUCACGUGCGAUCCAUCACCAUGCGGACCUUACAGCCGCUGUCUAGUUUCAUCAUCUGGAUUUUCGGUGUGCUCUUGUCUGCCUGGUUACAGAGGUGUUCCACCAAUGUGUCAACCAGAAUGUGUGAGUAAUUCGGAUUGUCCACAAAAAGAGACCUGUGUAAACCAAAGAUGCAUAGACCCUUGCCAAGGUAGUUGUGGAGUUGGAGCUAAUUGUAUUGUAGUAAAUCAUAAUCCGAUAUGUACCUGUGGACCAGGAGAAACCGGAGAUCCUUUCGUUGUAUGUACAGCUUUCAUUGUUAAUGAACCAAAUGAAAAGAAUCCAUGUCUACCGUCACCGUGCGGGCCUAAUUCGGUUUGUGAAAUAAAAGCUAAUCAUCCGGUAUGCUCUUGCCAACCAAACUACUCUGGAACACCGCCACAUUGUAGACCUGAAUGUAUUAUCACCCAAGAAUGUCCAUCGAACCAAGCUUGUAUAAAUGAAAAAUGUGCUGAUCCAUGUAUUGGUGCCUGUGGAAAUAAUGCUGUAUGCAACGUAGUGAACCACACGCCGUUGUGUAGUUGUUUGAACGGAUACAAAGGCGACGCUUUUAUUGGGUGCAUUGCGGUGUCUACAGAUAAUAAUGUAACACCAUGUAAUCCAUCACCUUGUGGCGAGAACACAAUCUGUACCAUCGUAAACAAUGCCGCGCGAUGUUCAUGCAUACCUCCUAAUAUUGGAAAUCCAUACGCGGGUGGCUGCCGCCCUGAGUGUUCACAUAAUUCGGAUUGUCCAAAUAAUUUAGCGUGUUUGUCAAACCACUGUCGCGAUCCAUGUAAAGAUUUGUGCGGCGUUAACGCAGAGUGCAUUGUUACCAAUCACGUUCCUGUUUGUACAUGCUUUAAAGGAUACGAAGGGGAUCCAUUCUCCUCAUGUCGUAGAAAAACUGCUACACCAACGACACCAAUUAAUCCCUGUCAACCUACGCCGUGUGGCCCCAACAGCGAGUGCCACGUAGUCAGCCAGCGAGCCGCGUGCUCCUGCCGCGCGGGCUACCUGGGCACUCCUCCCGCUUGCCGCCCUGAAUGCGCAGUGAAUUCGGACUGUCCAACAAAUAAGGCUUGCAUUAACCAAAAAUGCAAGGACCCAUGCGUUCACAGCUGUGGUCUUGAUGCACUUUGCCACGUCGUCAGUCAUAAUCCCAUCUGUAUGUGCCCUGAAAACUUCCCCGAAGGCGAUCCGUUUAUUAGAUGUUUAAAGAAAAGUAUUUCGCUGCCAGCACCCAAUCCGUGUUUACCUUCGCCAUGUGGACCACACUCCACCUGUCGCGAUGAGGGUGGGCGAGCCGUGUGUGCGUGCGAGCCGGGUACAUUGGGUGCUCCUCCCACUUGCCGGCCGCAGUGCCUCAUCAACCAAGACUGCCCGCUUGCACUAGCAUGCCUCAGCGGAAGCUGCAUCAAUCCUUGCGUGGGAUCUUGCGGAUUCAACGCUCGGUGUGCAGUUCAAAAUCACCAACCGAUAUGCUCUUGCGACGACGGCUACUCAGGAGACCCAUUCGCCGGAUGCAACCCGAAUGAAACUCCUAAAGAAGUCAUUAGUCCUUGUUAUCCAUCUCCUUGUGGAUCUAAUGCACUUUGCAAAGAAAGAAAUGGUGCUGGUGCUUGUACGUGUAUAGAUGACUUCUAUGGAGAUCCUUAUUUGGGAUGUAGACCUGAAUGUGUUAUGAACACAGAUUGUGCUAUGGAUAAAACUUGUUUUAAUAACAAAUGUGUGAACCCAUGCCUGGGUUCCUGCGGACAAAACUCAGAAUGUAGAGUUUCCAAUCAUGCACCUUCAUGUUUCUGCUUGCCGGGAUACAAUGGAAACCCUCUUCAUGCAUGUUCUCGUAUCAUAACUAUUGCGGAACCAGUCGAUCCGUGCCACCCUUCACCAUGUGGCCCUUACAGUAAAUGUCGUACUUUCAACGGUCACGCGGUUUGUACGUGUCUCGAUAUGUGUGUCGGUUCUCCUCCGAAUUGUCGACCUGAAUGCAUUGUUAGUGCUGAAUGUCGACAAAACCAAGCGUGUAUAAGUAAUAAAUGUCGAGAUCCGUGCCCUGGUACCUGUGGAAUCAACGCUCAAUGUCAAGUGGUGAACCACAACCCUAUCUGUAGCUGUUUAUAUGACUUCACUGGUGAUCCAUUUGUGAAAUGCUACUUGGAAGACAAACAAAUGACACCUAUAAAUAAUUGUGUACCGAAUCCAUGCGGUCCUCAUUCACAAUGCAACGACAUAAAUGGACAUCCAGUAUGUUCCUGUUUACGUAAUUACGUUGGUCGUCCGCCAAACUGUCGUCCAGAAUGUGUAAUGGAUAUCGAAUGUCCGGGGAAUCUAGCAUGUAUAUCCGAAAAAUGCAGUGACCCAUGCCCUGGAUCUUGUGGUUUUCAUGCAACUUGUAAUGUAGUAAAACAUAUUCCCAUCUGUGUAUGUGAACAAGGAUAUACUGGUGAUCCAUUCUCUGGGUGUUCAAUUGCUCCUACUAUCGAGCCACAAUUGGAAAAUCCAUGUUCCCGAUCACCUUGUGGUGUUAAUGCCGUAUGCAAAGAAAGACACGGCAUUGGAUCGUGUUCAUGCCUUCCUGAAUAUUAUGGAGAUCCAUACAUAGAAUGCAGACCAGAAUGCGUACUAAAUUCUGACUGUCCAAAAGAUAGGGCCUGUAUUAAUAACAAAUGUAAUGAUCCCUGUCCGGGUGUCUGUGGAAUGAACGCCGAAUGUCGUGUCAAUAAUCAUGCGCCGUCAUGUGCUUGUCUUGUUGGAUACGAAGGAAAUCCUUUUACUUCUUGUUACAUAAGUGCAAUUGAAAAGCAGUCAGAUCCAUGCGUACCUUCUCCUUGCGGACCAUACAGUGUAUGCCGUGCUAAUAAUGGGCACGCUAUUUGUUCGUGCCAGGAACAGUAUUUCGGGGCUCCUCCUAACUGCCGUCCUGAAUGUAUGGUCAGCAGUGACUGUAUGCCGAACAGGGCUUGUAUCAACCAAAAAUGCAUAGAUCCAUGUAUUGGCGCUUGCGGUGUCAAUGCCAAAUGUACCGUGGUUAAUCAUAAUGCUUUAUGCAGUUGUCCAAAUAACUAUGUUGGCGAUCCAUUUAUCAAUUGUGCCUUUGAAACGAAACCUGAACCAAGACCAUCAGGCAAUCCAUGUAUUCCUUCGCCUUGCGGACCUAAUUCACAAUGCCGAGUUAUUAGAGAUACCCCUGCUUGUUCUUGUAAAGCUGGAUAUAUUGGACGUGCACCACAUUGUCGACCGGAAUGUAUAUAUGAUGAAGAAUGUCCCAGCAAUCUUGCAUGCGUUCGUGAGAAAUGUAUGAGUCCAUGUGACGGAUCUUGUGGUUCAAAUGCUAAUUGCAACGUAAUUGCACAUAAAGCCGUUUGUCAUUGUCGUGAAAGUUAUACGGGGGAUCCUUUUAGUGGUUGUUAUUUUAUUGUAACAGUACCGAGCGAAGAUGAAACCAAUCCCUGUAAUCCAUCACCAUGCGGACCAAAUGCGCUGUGCACUGAAAGAAAUAAUGCUGGAGCAUGCACAUGUUUGCCAGGAUACUUCGGAGAUCCAUAUCUGGGCUGCCGACCUGAAUGCGUCACUAAUAACGACUGUUCAUCAGACAAAGCUUGCUCGAAUAAUAAAUGUAUAAACCCUUGUCAAGGCGCAUGUGGAAUAAAUGCUCUUUGUAGUGUCACACAUCACACACCAGUUUGUCUGUGUAUAGAUGGAUACGAAGGAAAUCCAAGUAUAUCAUGCCAUCCACAAAGAACGCCUAUAGAAGUUUUCAACCCUUGUGUGCCGUCCCCUUGCGGACCUUACAGUCAUUGUAAAGAGAUAAACGGACACGGAGUAUGUUCUUGCGAAGAAGGUUAUGUAGGGUCUCCGCCCACGUGUAGACCCGAAUGUGUUACUAGUACAGAUUGCCCUCAACAUCAAGCGUGUAUAAAACAAAAGUGCAGAGAUCCGUGUCCUGGAACAUGUGGUGUAAACGCUCGAUGUCAAACAAUAAAUCAUAAUCCUAUUUGUACAUGUAAAGCAGGAUUUACUGGUGACCCAUUCGCAGUUUGUCAGUUAGAGCAAAAACCUAUCUUUACGGGACCUAAAGGAAAUCCAUGUGUACCAUCACCGUGCGGUCCGAAUUCUCAAUGUAAAGUAGUUGGAGAAGCGCCUGCAUGUUCAUGCUUACCAAAUUACAUUGGUAUCGCACCAAAUUGUAGACCUGAGUGUUCUAUCAAUGCGGAAUGCCCCGGUAAUCUUGCAUGCCAGAACGAGAAAUGUGUUGAUCCAUGCCCUGGUUCUUGUGGCUUUAAUGCAGACUGCACUGUAGCAAAUCAUGUAGCAUUAUGUAAUUGUAUAGCGGGUCAUACUGGUGACCCGUUUAGUGGAUGCUCUGUCAUUGAAUAUGUCUCUGAACCGCCUCCUAAUCCAUGCAAUCCAUCACCAUGCGGUGCUAAUGCAUUGUGUAAAGAACGAUAUGGAGUUGGUUCUUGCGCCUGCUUACCAGAAUAUUUUGGAGAUCCAUACACAGGAUGUCGCCCAGAGUGUGUAUCAAAUUCAGAUUGUGAUCGAAAUAAGGCCUGUUCUAAUAACAGAUGUAAAGACCCGUGUCCAGGAUCAUGUGGUAUAAAUGCAGAAUGUAGAACAGUGAAUCAUUCGCCCACGUGUACCUGUCUUUCUGGAUAUACAGGAAAUCCACUAGUAAAAUGUGACUUAGAAAUUAUUACGGAUGUUGAGCAACCACAGCUAGAUCCUUGUCAGCCAUCGCCAUGCGGACCAAACAGCCUUUGCCGAGCAGUGAAUGGACAUAGCGUGUGCACUUGUGAUGUCGGUUACAUUGGGACUCCACCGUCAUGUCGACCAGAAUGUAUAGUUAGCUCAGAAUGCCCACAAGACAAAGCUUGUAUAAAUAAAAAAUGCGUAGAUCCAUGUCCAAAUACAUGUGGCCUUAAUGCACGCUGUCAAGUUGUAACCCACAACCCCAUUUGUAGUUGUACGUCUGGAUUUACAGGAGAUCCUUUCACAAAAUGUAGUCCUGAAGAGAGAACCGUACCUACGAAUCCAUGUGUUCCCUCACCCUGUGGACCCUAUUCUGAAUGUCGUGUUAUUGGAGACCAAGCAGCAUGCUCAUGCAUAACGAAUUACAUUGGAAGAGUACCAAACUGUAGACCAGAAUGUACAAUUGAUCCCGAGUGCCCUAGCAAUGCGGCUUGCAUUAAUGAGCGCUGCAAAGAUCCUUGCCAAGGCGCUUGUGGAUUAAAUGCUCUAUGUUUGACCGUCAACCAUAAGCCAAUGUGUUCAUGUCAACAAGGUUUCACUGGUGAUGCAUCCAGGAGCUGUACUCAAGUUAUCAUAUCAACUACAGAAAUGACUCCAACGUCUAGUCCUUGUACUCCAUCACCAUGCGGACCUAACGCAGAAUGCCGUGAAUAUAAUGGCGCGGGAGCUUGUUUCUGUUCUGAGGGCUAUGAAGGUGACCCGUAUAGUAACAAUGGAUGUAGAAGAGAAUGUGAAAGUAAUGACGACUGCAGCUUCAACUUGGCUUGCACGCGAUUCAAAUGUAUAGAUCCUUGUCCCAGAACAUGUGGUCAACUGGCUCAAUGCAUUGUUGAAAAUCAUGUUCCCGUAUGUUCUUGCCCUGCGGGCUAUACUGGAGAUCCGUUUUUCCAAUGUAAAGAAAUACUUUUAGAACCAACACCGGCAAGAAAUCCAUGUGAGCCAACUCCAUGUGGACCUAACAGCCAAUGUCGACAAGUUAAUAUGCAGGCAGUGUGUUCCUGUCUUCCAAACUAUAUAGGUUCACCACCAUCAUGUCGACCUCAAUGUGUUGUAAACAGCGAAUGUGACACAUCUAAAGCAUGUAUCAAUCAAAAAUGUGACGAUCCUUGUCCAAAUACAUGUGGUCUGCGAGCGCAUUGUCUUGUUAAAAACCAUAAUCCUAUAUGUACGUGCCCAUCAGGAAUGACUGGAGAUCCUUUCACUCAAUGUUAUACAAUUCAACCAACAACUGAACGGCCUCCAUCGUGCACUCCAUCUCCAUGCGGUCCACACUCACGUUGUCAACUAUUGGCGAGCGGCCCAGCGUGCUCUUGCUUGCAAGGUUACAUUGGUUCUCCGCCGUCAUGUCGCCCAGAAUGUACAAUCAAUUCCGAAUGUCCUGCUUCUUUAGCUUGCGUAAGACAAAAGUGUGAAGACCCUUGCCCAGGUUCUUGCGGCGUUGAAGCAAACUGCCACGUUCUCAAUCACGUAGCAGUGUGUGUAUGCAAUGAAGGUUUUACAGGAGAUCCUUUCUCUCGAUGUUUGCCUAUUACUGAAGCGCCUACGACACCACUUCCAUCCGAUCCUUGUAACCCAUCUCCAUGUGGACCGAAUGCAAAAUGUGAUAAUGGUUUCUGCACGUGUUUACCUAAUUAUAGCGGCAAUCCGUACGAAUCAUGUAGACCUGAAUGCACUGGAAGUCAAGAAUGUCCUAGAGACAAAGCGUGUUUCAGAAAUAAAUGCCGCGAUCCUUGCCCAGGUGUUUGUGGUCAAAAUGCAAAAUGCGAUGUAAUUAAUCAUAUACCAAGUUGUUCUUGUAUGACUGAUUACACUGGUAAUCCUUUCACACACUGCCAACCGAUUGAAAAAGAAAGAGCCACUCCAAAAGACCCAUGUCAUCCAUCGCCAUGUGGACCGAAUAGUAUAUGUAGAACAUCAGAUAAUACGGCAGUGUGCGCUUGCAUUGAAGGAUUCCAAGGUUCACCACCAGCAUGCAGACCCGAAUGUAUAGUUAGUUCGGAAUGUCCGUCAACUAAAGCUUGUGUCAAUCAAAAGUGUAUCAAUCCAUGUAUCAAUGCCUGUGGAUUAUCAGCUCGAUGUGAAGUAAUCAAUCAUAGUCCUAUAUGUAGCUGCAAUCCAGGACAGACCGGAGAUCCAUUCAAGAGCUGCUAUGAUGUAGUAGCCAUACUUCCUGAUCCAGUAGACGCUUGCAAUCCUUCACCAUGCGGUCCAAACGCAUUAUGUCUCGAACGAAAUGGUAAAGCAAACUGCAGAUGCAUAGACGACUACGUUGGACAACCACCAAACUGUAGACCGGAAUGCGUUAUAAAUCCAGAUUGUCCAUCUAACCAAGCUUGCGUCAGAAACAAGUGUAUUGAUCCAUGUCCAGGAUCUUGUGGAAUAAACGCGGAUUGCAUUAUUGUGAGCCACACAGUUUCCUGUAUUUGUAAAGAGAAAUAUACCGGAAAUCCAUUCUUGCAAUGUCUGCCUUUAGAAGAAAAUGUUGUGAAACCUUGUGACCCAUCUCCGUGUGGUGCCAAUGCAGUAUGUAGUCAAAGAGACGGCGCCGGAGCGUGCGCAUGCCUGGAAGGUUAUCAAGGAAAUCCAUACGAAGGCUGUCGCCCUGAGUGUGUUUUAAGUUCUGAUUGUUCCGCUGAUAAAGCUUGUAUAAGAAACAAAUGCACAGAUCCUUGUCCUGGAAUUUGCGGAACACUCGCAGAAUGUACAGUUGUAAAUCACGUACCAACAUGUGCUUGCGUUAAAGGUUACUCAGGAAAUCCAUUUUUACGAUGUGAUAAAACUGAACCACUACAAGAAAUUAGACCAUGUCAACCUUCACCUUGUGGCCCUAACAGUGUAUGCCGAGAAAAUGGCGAAUUAGCUUCUUGUGAAUGUUUACCAGAAUACAUAGGUGCUCCGCCUGAUUGCCGGCCUGAAUGUACCGUCAGUAGCGAAUGUCCAUCAGAUCGUGCAUGUCACAAAUUUAAAUGCGCUGAUCCUUGCAGAGGUACUUGUGGAAUAGGUGCACAUUGUCAAGUUAUAAAUCAUAGUCCUUUAUGCAGCUGUCCUGCAGGCACUACAGGCGAUCCUUUUAGUGCUUGCCGCGAAAUUGAAUAUUCCAAAGUCGAACCUACUGAACCAUGUCAUCCUAACCCAUGUGGCCCUUAUAGCGAAUGUCGUGCUAUAAAAGAGUUCCCGUCGUGCUCUUGUUUGAUUGGCUACAUGGGAGCCCCACCAAAUUGUCGCCCUGAAUGUCUCGUUAAUACAGAUUGCCCAUCACAUCAAGCAUGUAUAGCAGAAAAAUGUACAAAUCCUUGUGAAGGUUCUUGUGGUUUUAAAGCACAAUGCAGGGUCCAAGAUCAUAUACCGAUUUGCAGCUGUCCAACAGGAUUUUCGGGUGAUCCGUUUAUCCAAUGUUCCGAAGUAAUAGUUACACCAACUCCUGCCGCUGAUCCUUGUAAUCCAUCGCCAUGCGGCAGUAAUGCUGUAUGCGAAUCAGGAGCUUGUUCAUGUGCUCCCAAUUACUUUGGUGAUCCCUACUCAGGAUGUCGACUGGAGUGCAGUACUAACGGUGAAUGCUCACCAACUCGUGCGUGCCAAGGCGGAAGAUGUAUUGAUCCAUGCCCGGGAGCAUGUGGAACUGGAGCAACUUGCUCUGUGAAUAACCACAUACCAUCAUGUACUUGCCCACCAAACACGGCAGGAGAUCCAUUUGCGUUUUGUACAGAAAUUAUUUUGGAUGAAAAACCUAAAUCGCCUUGUAGUCCAUCACCAUGUGGUCCGUACAGUGAAUGUACAGUGAGUGCUAAUGGUGCAGCUGCGUGCUCGUGCAGAAUUGGCCACAUUGGUUCACCUCCAUCUUGUCGACCGGAAUGUCUUGUGAGCUCAGAAUGCAAACUUCAAAUGGCUUGUGUCGAUAGACGUUGUCGCGACCCUUGCGAAGGCGCGUGUGGCCGUGGAGCUCGUUGCCAAGUUAUAGCCCACUCGCCAAUAUGUACGUGUAAUGAUGGACUCACUGGUGAUCCAUUUAGUUAUUGCUACCCAUUACCAGCACCUCCACCUAUACCGGAGGAUUCCUGUCAGCCGUCACCUUGUGGGCCAAAUUCGAUAUGUUUGAAAACCGGCGAUACACCAGCUUGUAGUUGUCAACCUGGUUAUAUCGGAUCUCCUCCAAAUUGUCGGCCAGAAUGCACUAUAAGCGCUGAAUGUCCAGCCGCCUUGGCCUGUGUUGCUCUGCGAUGCAAGGAUCCUUGCGCGCAGGCUUGCGGCCCCGGUGCAGUUUGCUCUGUCGUAGAUCAUCGAGCAACUUGUGCCUGUGAACCCGGUUUACAAGGUGAUCCUUUCCAGGGUUGUACUCGUACUCAAGCUCCACAAAAGAUUGAAUACUUAAAUCCCUGUGAACCGUCUCCUUGCGGUGCAAAUGCUGUGUGUAAUGUACAAGGAAAUGCUGGAUCAUGUACAUGUAUUUCGGACUAUUUUGGCGACCCAUAUCAAGGCUGCCGGCCAGAAUGCUUAGCUGACGCUGAUUGUCCCCUGGUUUUAGCAUGCAACAGAAAUAAAUGUACAGAUCCAUGUCCGGGAGUAUGCGGAUACAAUGCAAAUUGUUUUGUUACAAAUCAUAAACCUACAUGCAAUUGUAAAACGGGCUACUCAGGGAACCCAUUGUCAAUGUGUUCUAUUAUGAGAGGUGAAGAAAUAUCAGUGACAAACGUUUGUAAUCCAUCACCGUGUGGAGCUAAUGCUAUAUGUAAGGAAAUAAAUGGACAGCCAGUAUGUUCAUGUUUGAAUAAUUACAUUGGUUCACCUCCAAACUGUAAACCAGAGUGUGUUGUAAAUGCAGAAUGUAAACCAAAUAAGGCUUGUAUCAAUAAUAGAUGUAUCAAUCCGUGCCCUAAGCCCUGCGGAAAAAAUACUGAAUGUAAGGUAAUAAACCACAGCCCCAUAUGUUCCUGUCUCCAAGGAUAUUCUGGAAAUCCAUUUACCACAUGCACACAAAUAUUGCAUAUAUCUGCAAUUACAACAACAUCAACAAAUCCCUGUGUUCCAUCACCAUGUGGUCUUUAUGCUGAAUGUCGAAAUAUCAAUGAUAUGGCAACGUGUUCAUGCCUGCCAUCGUACACCGGAUCGCCACCUUUUUGCAAACCCGAGUGUGUUAUACAUUCUGAUUGUCCUAGCAAUCAAGCCUGCGUACGGGAAAAAUGUCGAAAUCCUUGCGAAGGCGCAUGUGGAAUUUAUGCAGAAUGCUUUGUGCAAAAUCACGUACCAGUCUGUUUGUGUGCUGAAGGAUUUACUGGUGACCCAUUCCGUGAAUGCAGACCUAAGCCCAUUAAAGAUUUCACACCAGAGCCUCAGCUCGAUCCAUGCUCACCAAGCCCAUGUGGGCCGAAUACAAAGUGUGAGAAUGGCGUCUGUUCUUGUUUAUUGGGAUAUCACGGUGACGCCUACCUUGGUUGUAGACCGGAAUGCGUUUAUAAUACAGACUGCCCUCAAGAUAAAGGUUGUCAACGCAAUAAAUGUGUAAACCCCUGUAUUGGUACGUGUGGACUCAAUGCUGUGUGUGAUGUCAAUAAUCAUAUCCCAAUGUGUACAUGUCCAAAAGGUAUGAGUGGCAACGCGUUUGUAGAGUGUCGGCCUGUUGCAGUUACAAACGUCAACCCUUGUAAUCCAUCACCUUGUGGACCAAAUAGCCAGUGCCAGCAAUCUAACGGACAAGCAGUUUGUUCAUGUUUACCUGGAUAUCGCAGCAGUCCACCUACGUGUAGGCCUGAGUGCGUAGUCAGCCUUGAGUGCUCCCUAAAAGAAGCAUGUCAGAAUCAAAAAUGUGUCAACCCUUGUAUUGGUGCAUGUGGAGUAGCGGCAGUGUGCGAUGUGAUCAAUCAUAAUCCUAUAUGCUCAUGCCCGGCGUCAUUUACAGGCGAUCCAUUUAUAAAAUGCUCAGUAUUAAUAGUCGAAUAUCAACAAGUUGAUCCAUGUGAUCCUUCACCAUGCGGACCACACUCGACGUGUAGAAUCAGUGGAGAAGGUCCAGUUUGUGCGUGUUUAGGAGGCUACAAGGGAUCUCCGCCAAACUGUAGACCACAGUGCAUAAGCAACAAUGAGUGUGAUUAUAAUUUAGCCUGUUUGAAUCAAAAAUGUAGUGACCCUUGUGUGGGAAGUUGUGGAACUAACGCUGAGUGUAGAGUCGUCAAUCACUCACCUAUGUGUGUAUGCCCAGUGGGAUACACAGGAGAUCCGUUUUCACAAUGUAGUCCCGUGGCCUUUAUACCUCAAGAGAUUUUGAAGCCUUGUAGUCCAAGUCCAUGCGGCUCAAAUGCUAUAUGCCGAGAACAAAAUGGUGUGGGAGCAUGUCAAUGUUUAGAUGACUAUUUUGGCAAUCCGUAUGAGGGAUGCCGACCUGAAUGUGUAGUCAAUUCUGAUUGUGCUCUGAAUAAAGCUUGUUCAAGAAUGAAGUGCAUAGACCCAUGUCCGGGCACUUGUGGCUCCAAUGCUUUAUGUCAAGUGAAUAAUCAUAUGCCGAAUUGUAUAUGUCAAACAGGAUAUACCGGAAACCCCUUUAGCUAUUGUACGAUUAUUCAAGAACCGCAAAUUGCGGAUGAGAAUCCAUGUAGCCCAUCUCCAUGUGGCGCAAAUAGCCAAUGCAAAGAAAUCAACGGACAAGCCGUAUGUUCCUGUUUGCCCACUUUUAUGGGGUCACCACCUAAUUGUCGUCCAGAAUGUAUUGUAAGCUCCGAAUGCCCACCAAACUUGGCUUGCAUAGACCAAAAAUGUUCUGACCCUUGUAUAAACAGCUGUGGAGACAACGCAAAUUGUAACGUUAUAAAUCACAGCCCAAUCUGUGUGUGUAAACCUGGUCUUACUGGAAACCCUUUCACCAGAUGUUUCCCAAUGAAAGUAUCUCAACCACCGGAUGUCACACCAUCGGCAGAUCCAUGUUUAUCAUCACCAUGCGGUCUUUAUGCUGAAUGUCGGAAUAUUGGAGGUUCACCUUCGUGCGCAUGUCAAUUGGGUUAUAUUGGCAAUCCUCCAAAUUGUCGCCCUGAAUGUACAAUUAAUUCCGAAUGCCCCAGCAAUCAAGCAUGUAUUAAUGAAAAAUGUCGCGACCCAUGUUCUGGAGCGUGCGGUCUCAAUGCCCAGUGUAGAGUAUUUAAUCACAUUGCUCAAUGUACAUGCGUAGAAGGAUACGGCGGAGAUGCCUUUACACAAUGUGUCCUAAUACCUGAACCUGGAGUGUUCUCCGAACGAGAUCCUUGUAAUCCUUCACCGUGUGGAUCUAACGCUCAGUGCAAUAACGGCGAAUGUACGUGCUUAUCUGGUUAUAUGGGUGACCCUUAUUUUGGCUGCAGACCAGAAUGCCUUGUAAAUACUGACUGCCUACAGAACAAAGCAUGUUCCAAAAACAAAUGCAUUGACCCAUGUAUUAAUACCUGUGGAAGACAAGCAGAAUGUAACGUUUACAAUCAUGUACCAAUGUGCACAUGUCCACAAGGAUAUACAGGAAAUGCUUUCCUCGAAUGUAGAAUAAUUGUGGCUGUAGAAGUAAUCAAUCCUUGUAACCCAUCUCCCUGUGGACCUAACAGCCAAUGCAGAGAGAUUAAUGGUCAAGCUAUUUGUACAUGUUUGGCGGGCUAUAAGGGUGCCCCUCCGACUUGUAGACCGGAGUGUGUCACUAGCGCUGAGUGUGCGUUAGACCGGGCGUGUUCUGGACAACGAUGCGUUGAUCCUUGUAAAGGGAACUGCGGUGUCGGUGCCUAUUGUCAAGUAAUAAACCACAAUCCAAUUUGUUCAUGUCCAUCUGGUUUAACUGGGGAUCCCUUCCAAAGAUGUGUCAAAAUAGAUAUAGAACCGCAAGUGCAAGUAAAUCCGUGUGAGCCAUCACCAUGUGGGCCAAACUCUAUUUGCAGAGAAGUAGGAGGCUCGCCAUCAUGUGCAUGUGUAGAUGAGUUUAUUGGAACCCCACCGAAUUGUCGACCUGAGUGCAUCUCCAACAGCGAAUGUCCAAACGAACUAGCGUGUAUCAAUCAAAAAUGCAAAGAUCCUUGUCCUGGUGCCUGUGGAUUUGGUGCGGAGUGCAGAGUACUGAGCCAUGCACCUCAGUGCUUGUGUCCCGUAGGCUACACUGGAGAUGCGUUUAUUGGAUGCAGCAUAAUUAGCGUGCCACUUACGCCAUGCUCUCCCUCACCUUGUGGACCCAAUGCAGUUUGCAAAGAAUUCAAGGGUGCCGGUGCAUGCACAUGUCUUCCAGAAUAUAUAGGAAACCCCUACGAAGGUUGUCGCCCCGAAUGUGUAGUAAAUUCAGAUUGUCCCGUUAACCAGGCGUGUAUGCAGAAUAAAUGUAAAAACCCAUGUGGUAACAUAUGUGGCCUUAACGCCGUUUGUAACGUAAUUAAUCACAAACCAAUUUGCGAAUGCCUGCCUGGACUUACUGGAAGUCCUUAUCAAGAGUGCAGAGAAAAGCAACAUGAUGUGCCAGUAGAGUCUAGAAACCCGUGUACGCCUUCGCCGUGUGGACCCAACAGUAUUUGCAAAAUAUCAAAUGGUCAAGCUGUGUGUACAUGUCAGCCAGAGUAUAUCGGUUCACCUCCUAGUUGCAGACCAGAGUGCCUAGUCAGUUCUGAAUGUACUCAACAGCAAGCCUGUAUCAAUCAGAAAUGUAAAAACCCAUGUGAGGGAGUCUGUGGAAUAAACACAGAUUGUAAGGUCAUCAAUCAUAGUCCGAUUUGUAUUUGUCAACUACAUCACACAGGAGAUCCAUUUAGUCGGUGCUAUAAAGUAGUGGACGUUCCGAUUGUGCCAACUAAUCCAUGUCUGCCAUCUCCCUGUGGGCCCUACUCCCAUUGCUUGGAAAUUAAUAGUUCACCAUCCUGUUCAUGUAUGCCAAAUUACAGUGGUAGCCCACCAAAUUGUCGACCAGAAUGUACUGUUAAUACAGAUUGUUCAAGUGAUAAAGCAUGUAUAAACGAAAAGUGUGUAGAUCCAUGCCCAGGCUCGUGCGGUGUUAACGCUGAGUGUAGAGUUCAAAGUCACGUAUCAAUUUGUACUUGUUUCGAAGGCUACGUCGGUGAUCCAUUCACAAGAUGUUCUUUGAAGCGUGAAAGUGAACCAGUUGCUAUUAAUCCUUGUAAUCCCUCUCCAUGUGGGCCAAAUGCUGUAUGCGAUAAUGGUGUGUGCACAUGUUUACCCGAAUACCACGGUGAUCCCUAUUUCGGUUGCCGCCCUGAAUGCACGAUCAGCUCUGAAUGCCCUAUGGACAAGGCUUGUGUGAGGCAGCACUGUGUGAAUCCUUGUAUAAAUACUUGUGGUGUUAAUGCACUAUGCGAAGUUAUCAAACAUAUGGCAAUUUGUAUAUGUCCUCCAAAUUAUUCCGGAAAUGCAUUUGUACAAUGCAGCAUUGUUAAAGACAUCGUGCCACAAAAUCCUUGUCAACCAAGCCCUUGUGGGCCUUAUAGCCAGUGCAAAGAAUAUAACGGCCAGGCCAUUUGCACAUGUACUUCUGGAUAUCUUGGUGCGCCUCCGUCUUGUCGUCCCGAAUGUGUGGCCAGCUCUGAUUGUCCUUUGAACAAAGCGUGUAGUAAUCAGAAAUGCAUUAACCCGUGUGAUGGUACUUGUGGUGUUUCUGCAAUAUGUCAAGUGAUCAAUCACAAUCCAAUAUGUUCAUGUCCUACAGAGAUGACAGGAGACCCGUUCACAAGAUGCAUUUUUAUUCCAAUAAAAACUGAGCCUGUGGAAAUAACAAACCCUUGUCAACCGUCACCUUGCGGGCCAAAUUCGAUUUGUCAACCAACCGCAUCCGAAACUCCGUCAUGUCUAUGUAUGCCUGAUUUUAUUGGAUCACCACCAAACUGUCGUCCGGAAUGUAUAUCGAAUAAUGAAUGCUCACAACAAUUAGCUUGUAUUAACAAGAAAUGUCAAAAUCCGUGUCUUCAAGCCUGUGGAACGAAUGCGGAAUGUCGAGUAAUAAGUCAUACAGCAGCAUGCGUGUGCCCAGACGGAUAUAGCGGUGAUGCAGCUAUACAGUGCACUAUCAAUGCGUUGAUACCUACGGAAACCUUGUCACCAUGUACACCUUCACCGUGCGGAUCCAACGCUGAAUGUAGGGAAAAUUCAGGAGCAGGCGCAUGUGUUUGCAUAACUGGCUAUUUCGGUGAUCCAUAUGAAGGCUGUCGACCGGAGUGUGUCGUUAACUCGGAUUGCCCGAGCAACAAAGCCUGCUCAAGAAAUAAAUGCACUGACCCAUGUCCAGGUACAUGCGCAGUCAAUGCGGAUUGUCAAGUUGUAAAUCAUUCACCUUUGUGCACUUGUCGCCUUAUGUACACAGGAGAUCCGUUCAGAUACUGUACAUUCCAAGAACGUGAAGAGAUCCGAACAAAUCCCUGUCAACCAUCGCCAUGUGGACCCAAUAGUCAAUGUCGAGUGACUAACGGUCAGAGUGUAUGCUCAUGUCUAGCUGAUUACCGUGGGUCUCCGCCCAACUGUCGGCCAGAAUGUGUCGUGAGCACAGAAUGCCCUACCGAUAAGACGUGUUUGAAUAACAAAUGUGUAUCACCAUGUCCUGGACCUUGUGGUCUAAAUACUGAUUGUAGAAUUAUUAAUCACAGUCCGAUCUGUACUUGUAAAGACACUUACACUGGAGAUCCAUUCUCUAGCUGUUAUAAAAUUAUAGUUUCAGUAUUUACUCCUGUAACAAGGGAUCCUUGUAUGCCCUCACCAUGUGGACCAAACUCACAAUGCCAAAACAGAAAUGGUGUGCCAUCUUGUUCUUGCCAACCAAACUUUGAAGGUAGUCCACCUAAUUGUCGUCCAGAAUGUACUAUUAACGAAGACUGCUCAAGCAAUUUGGCGUGUAUUAAUCAAAAAUGCGUAGAUCCUUGUCCCGGCUCAUGCGGCCUUAAUGCUGAAUGCCAUACUAUGAACCAUGUAGCAAUUUGUACUUGCCUAGAGAAUUACAUAGGAAACGCAUUCGUACAGUGUAACCUGAAGCCUUUACAAGUUGAAGUCGACUUAUGUAAUCCUUCACCUUGUGGAGCUAAUGCUGAAUGCGAUAACGGUAAAUGCCGCUGUAUACCUGAAUUCCACGGUGAUCCGUAUAGCGGCUGUCGACCUGAAUGUGUACAAAGCUCUGACUGUGAACGCAAUAAAGCUUGUAUCAAAAACAAAUGCAUGGAUCCUUGCCCAGGCACAUGCGCUCCUACCGCCGUAUGUAACGUAGUCAAUCACAUCCCAAUGUGCAGCUGCCCUGAUCGAACUACGGGUAAUGCAUUUUUAGAAUGUCGCCAAAUUGUAGAGCUAAUCAAUAUCAAUCCCUGCCAUCCCUCGCCGUGUGGUCCAAACAGUCAGUGCAGGGAAUUUAAUGGACAAGCUGUGUGCUCUUGCGCACCUAACACUAUCGGUACACCUCCCGCUUGCCGGCCUGAAUGUAUAAUUAGUGCUGAGUGUCGCUUAGACCAAGCUUGCAGCAACCAACACUGUGUAAAUCCGUGUGUUGGAGCGUGCGGUGUAAAUGCGGAGUGCAAAGUAGUAAAUCACAAUCCUAUAUGUAGCUGUCCAUCAACUUAUACAGGAGAUCCGUUCUCUAGAUGUUUAAUUUUACCAGAAAAACAGAAAGAUCGUUUGAAUGUUUGCACACCUUCUCCUUGUGGCCCCAAUUCAAUAUGUAAGGAUAUCAACGAAGUACCUUCAUGUACUUGUUUAGAAGGUUAUACCGGCCAGCCGCCAUACUGCAAGCCUGAAUGUACCAGUAACGAAGAAUGCGCAUCACACUUAUCUUGUAUUAACAUGAAAUGUGUCAAUCCAUGCGAAGGAGUGUGUGGUAUUAACGCUGAAUGUAAAGUAGUCAGUCAUUCUCCUAUUUGUUUGUGUGCUCACGGAUACGUAGGAGAUCCUUUCUUUGGCUGUACCCGCGAAGUGGCUUAUAUUAAAGAAAUCUCAACACCUUGCUCGCCGUCACCGUGCGGAUCAAACGCAGUUUGUAAAGAAAGAAAUGAUGCGGGAUCUUGUUCAUGCAUGGAAGGUUACAUCGGUAACCCUUACGAAGGUUGUCGACCGGAAUGUGUCAUCAACACAGACUGCCCGUCUAAUAAAGCUUGCAUAAGUAAUAAAUGUAAAGACCCCUGUCCUGGUAGCUGUGGAACAAAUGCCAUAUGCCAAGUAGUUAAUCACCUGCCACUGUGUACAUGUUUACUUGGCUACACCGGAGACCCUUUUAAAUACUGUGUUUUCGAAGAACCAGUCCAAAUGAUACCAUCCACCGAUUUGUGCUACCCCUCACCAUGUGGACCUAACAGUCAGUGUAAAGUGAGCAAAGAGCAAGCUAUCUGCUCCUGUUUGUCAGGCUAUGAAGGAACUCCACCGAACUGUCGACCCGAGUGUGUAGUAAGCUCGGAGUGUCCACGCGAUAAGGCUUGUGUUAGCAACAAAUGUAUCAAUCCCUGUCCGACACCCUGUGGGCUCAAUACAAAUUGUAAAAUUAUUAACCACAGUCCAAUUUGUUCAUGCAAGACGUCAUUCACGGGAGAUCCGUUUACCAUAUGCACCCGCGUAAUCUAUGAACCACCUCCAGACGUAACAAACCCAUGUGUGCCAUCUCCAUGUGGUCCUAAUGCUGAGUGUCGAAAUAUCGGAAAUACCCCGUCAUGUUCGUGUCUCGUGAAUUUUAUUGGCAGUCCACCAAAUUGCCGACCAGAAUGUAGCAUACACUCGGAUUGCGCUACUGACCGUGCUUGUAUAAACUCCAAGUGCAAAGACCCUUGCCCUGGGUCCUGUGGUAUUGCAACUUCCUGCACCGUUCUUAAUCAUAUACCAAUUUGCACUUGUCUUGAAGGCUAUGUAGGGGAUCCAUUUACGAGCUGCAGGCUACAGCCCUUGCAAGUGGAACCAGUGACUGUCGAUGCUUGUACAACUGUGAGAUGCGGAUCUAACGCUGUUUGCAUUAAUGGACAAUGUCAGUGCCUACCAGAAUACCAUGGCGAUCCAUACUUCAAUUGUCGUCCCGAAUGUGUAUUUAGUGCAGAUUGUGAUCAGAACAAAGCUUGCGUUCAACAAAAAUGCGUCGAUCCCUGUAUAGACACCUGUGGCAUCAACGCUAAUUGCCAAGUUAUAAACCACAUACCAAUGUGCACUUGCAACAAUGGAUUUAGUGGAAAUGCGUUCGUAAUCUGCAAUCCAAUAAAAGCUCCAGCAUCUGAACAUCCUUGUAGUACAGCCCUAUGUGGACCAAAUAGUCAGUGUCGUGAAAUCAACAACCAAGCCGUAUGCUCUUGUUUGCCUACUUACUUGGGAGUGCCACCUGCUUGUCGACCAGAGUGUGUUGUAAGCGCGGAAUGCUCACAAAACCAAGCGUGUAGUAAUCAAAAAUGUGUAAAUCCAUGUAUUGGAUCAUGUGGACUAAAAGCGACGUGCGAAGUUAUUAACCACAACCCAAUAUGUUCAUGUCCAGACGGUCUAUCAGGAGAUCCCUUCGUAGAAUGUUCAUUUAUAGCAAGUUCACCUCCAGAAACGAUUAAUCCUUGUCAACCAUCACCAUGUGGACCCAACUCCAUAUGUCAAGAGGUCAACGGAAACCCAUCUUGUUCUUGUAUGGCAGAAUUCAAAGGACAACCUCCUUAUUGUAGACCAGAAUGUAUAAGCAACAGUGAAUGUUCAUCUCAUUUAGCUUGUAUCAACCAAAAAUGUAAAGAUCCGUGCAUAGGCGUUUGUGGUACCAGCGCUGAAUGUAGGGUCGUCAGUCACUCUGCCAUGUGCGUGUGUCCUCAGGGAUAUGAAGGCGAUCCAUUCACUCGAUGUAUUAUUAGAACAGCGGUUGAAAUUUUGAGUCCAUGCACACCUUCACCGUGUGGCCCAAACGCAGUAUGCAAAGAACAAAAUAAAGUGGGAUCUUGCACAUGUAACGAAGGUUAUUUCGGUAAUCCUUACGAAGGCUGUCGCCCAGAAUGUGUUUCCGACUCCGACUGCCCAGGAAAUAGGGCUUGCAUUAACAACAAAUGCCAAGAUCCUUGUCCCGGGACGUGUGGAGUCAACGCAGAGUGUACCACUAUAAACCAUUCACCUACAUGCACAUGCAUAUCAGGUUAUACGGGGGAUGCGUUCCGAAGAUGUAGCCCUAUACCUUUGCAAGUAGAACCUGUAAACGUUUGUUAUCCCAGCCAAUGUGGCCCCAACAGUCAGUGCAAAGUUAUAAACGGCUUGGCAGUUUGUAGCUGUUUGCCAAACUUUUUCGGAGAACCUCCAACCUGCAAGCCGGAAUGCACUCUCAGCUCGGACUGUGCCUCAGAUAGGGCAUGUGUGAAUCAAAAAUGUGUAAAUCCCUGCCCUGGCCCAUGCGGACAAAAUGCAGAAUGUCGAGUGGUCCAUCAUAACCCAAUUUGUAGCUGUUUGCCAGGCCAUACGGGAGAUCCAUUUUCCAGAUGUUAUAUUAGACCAGUGACAUCUCCGCAAGUGGAAGACACUAGGCAACCAUGUGUACCAAGCCCUUGCGGUCUCAAUGCCGAGUGUCGUGAUGUGGGAGGUCAAGCCGCUUGUUCGUGCCUCCAGGGAUACUUUGGUAGCCCGCCUAACUGUAAACCGGAAUGUACCACAAAUCAAGACUGUAUUAGUUCGCUUGCAUGCACCAAUGAAAAGUGCAUUGAUCCCUGCCUUGGUUCGUGUGGUAAUAAUGCAAGAUGUUUUGUCAUAAAACACACUGCCAUUUGUACUUGUCUCGAUGGCUACAAAGGAGAUCCAUUCACAUCUUGCCAAUUAGAACCAAUACAAGAUGUAAGAAUUGAUCCGUGCAAUCCAUCUCCAUGUGGCUCCAAUACGGAAUGCAAUAAUGGCGAAUGCUCCUGUUUAUCGGAAUAUCACGGCGAUCCUUACGUUGGUUGCCGACCGGAAUGUACAGUUAGUACGGAUUGUGCGAGAAAUCUAAUUUGUACAAACAAAAAAUGUGUUAACCCCUGUCCCGACAUGUGUGGUCAAGGGGCUGUGUGUGAAGUUUUCAACCACGUACCGAUGUGCAGCUGUCCUGCCGGCUUUACUGGCAAUUCUUUUGUAUCUUGUAAUCUUGUUCAAGUACCGUUGUCAGCAAAUCCGUGCAACCAACAUCCAUGUGGGCCUAAUAGUCAAUGCCGUGAAGUGAAUAAUGUUGCUGUUUGCUCUUGCAUACAAGGGUACAUAGGAAAUCCACCCGCUUGUAGACCCGAAUGUACUACUAGCUCUGAAUGUCCAUUAAAUAAAGCUUGUAAUAAUUAUAAAUGCAUUGAUCCAUGCAUUGGAGCGUGUGGUGUAAAUGCUUUGUGUGAAGUUGUAAAUCAUAAUCCUAUAUGUUCGUGCCCAGUGGAGCUCACUGGGGAUCCAUUUAGCAGAUGUAUUCCCAGACCACUAGAAAUACCACCUCAAGUAAACCCAUGUGAACCUUCGCCUUGUGGACCUAACUCUAUUUGCCAAACUAUCAAAGAAACGCCUUCUUGUUCUUGCAAGCCAGAAUUUAUUGGAACUCCGCCGAGCUGUCGUCCUGAAUGCACUAGUAAUAGUGAAUGUUCGAAUAACUUAGCCUGCAUAAAUAGCAAAUGCCAGGACCCAUGUAUUGGUGCUUGCGGUUCAUUGGCGCAAUGUCGAGUCGUUAGUCACACUCCAAACUGCUUAUGUCCUCAAGGAUUUAUGGGUGACCCAUUUGUUGCUUGUCAAGUACAACACAUUGCGGUCUAUGAAAAACCAACGCCAUGCACGCCUUCACCAUGUGGUAGCAACGCUAUCUGUAAGGGACGUAACAACGUCGGAUCUUGUACGUGUAAUGAGGGAUACUUUGGAAACCCAUAUGAAGGAUGUCGACCUGAAUGCACAGUUAAUACAGAUUGUCCGUCCAAUAGAGUUUGUCAGCAAAACAAAUGUCAAGAUCCUUGUCCCGGUACUUGCGGUGUAAACGCACAAUGUCAAACUGUUAAUCAUGCACCAAUAUGUACCUGCAUUCCGGGUUAUACAGGAAAUCCAUUCCAAAAUUGCGCCUUAAUAAGAUAUGAUGUUGAAAUACACACUACUCCAUGUGUACCUUCACCUUGUGGACCAAAUAGUGUUUGCAAAACAUACAAUGAGCAAGCAAUAUGUACUUGCAUGCCAGAAUAUAGAGGAACUCCUCCAAAUUGCAGGCCAGAAUGCGUAAUCAGUGCUGAAUGUCCUUCAGAUAAAGCAUGUGUUUCACAGAAGUGUGUCGAUCCAUGUAUAGGUCAAUGCGGACAAAAUUCCAGAUGUUUGGUUAUAAAUCACAGUCCCAUUUGUACUUGCCUCGAGCAUUUUACAGGCGAUCCAUUUAGCCGCUGUUACCCAAUAACAGUUUACAUUCCCGAAUUACAAGCUGACCCUUGUUUACCAUCACCUUGUGGACCGUUUAGUGAAUGUCGAGAAAACAACGGUGUUCCAUCUUGUACUUGUCAACCAAACUAUCUAGGCUCACCACCAAAUUGCCGACCGGAAUGUGUUAUUAACUCUGAGUGUCCCAGUAAUUUAGCAUGUAUCAAUCAGAAAUGUAAAGAUCCUUGUCCAGGAUCGUGUGGCAUAAAUGCUCAAUGUAUAAUUAAAAAUCAUAUACCCAUUUGUACCUGCUACGAUAAUUAUAUAGGUGAUGCAUUUACUGAAUGUAAACUUCAAGAAAUAGUAAGUGAUGUUACUGAUCCUUGUAAUCCAUCUCCAUGUGGCGCAAACGCAGUUUGCAAUGAUGGAAUAUGUUCAUGUCUACCAGAAUAUAACGGUGAUCCUUACUUCGAAUGCCGCCCUGAAUGUAUUUUGAGUUCCGACUGCGCUCAAAACAAAGCGUGUUAUAAAAAUAAGUGCGUCAAUCCUUGCAACAGCGGCGUAUGUGCCCCAAAUGCCAUAUGUGAAGUAAUUAAUCAUGUACCGAUGUGCAAGUGCCCAGUUGAAAUGACAGGAAAUGCCUUUGUUUACUGCUCAGUACUAGAAGUUGAAAAACUACAACCGUGUCAACCAAAUCCAUGCGGACCAAACAGUCAAUGUCGAGAUAUAAAUGGACAAGCUGUAUGUUCAUGCUUAGUAGGUUAUAUCGGAAGUCCGCCGUCUUGUAGACCAGAAUGUGUCGUCAGUAGUGACUGCUUACCAGAUGAGGCAUGUAACAAUUUGAAAUGUAUCAAACCAUGUCAAGGAGCAUGUGGCAUUGGUGCUAAAUGUCAAGUUAUUAAUCAUAAUCCAAUUUGUUCUUGCCCGCCAUCAUACACAGGAAAUCCUUUCACAAGAUGUAUUGUGCAAGAAACAAUACCAGAGAUAAUCAAUGCCUGUAUUCCAUCGCCGUGCGGACCCAACUCUAUCUGCCAAGAGCAUUCAGGCACACCAACCUGCUCAUGUCAACCUGGCUAUGUUAGUGCACCACCGCAUUGUAAGCCAGAAUGUAUAAGUAAUUCUGAAUGUCCUACUCAUCGUGCCUGCAUAAAUGAAAAAUGUACAGAUCCCUGCGUAAAUUCUUGUGGUUCCAAUGCAGAAUGUCAUGUCAUCAGUCAUUCCCCAUCAUGCUCAUGUAUGGCUGACUAUACAGGUGAUCCAUUUAUUGAAUGUCGCAUAAUAGAAAUUGUACAAGAACCCCUUUCGCCUUGUCAGCCUUCUCCUUGUGGAGCCAAUGCUAUUUGUAAAGAAUUCAAUGGUGCCGGAUCAUGUACUUGCAUACCGGAAUAUUUCGGCAAUCCUUACGAAGGCUGCAGACCUGAGUGUCAAAUAAAUUCUGACUGCCCUUCGAACAAAGCAUGUCUUAACAACAAAUGUCAAGAUCCAUGCCCUGGCGCUUGCGCACCGAAUGCUGUGUGCCAGGUGGUAAAUCAUGCGCCUUCAUGUUCGUGUGUCGUCGGCUUUACGGGAGAUCCAUUCCGAUACUGUACACCUAAACAAACUUUGGAGAUAUCAGUAAACAUCUGUCAACCAUCUCCUUGUGGACCUAAUAGCCGUUGUCAAGAAGUUAACAAACAAGCUGUUUGUUCAUGCUUACCGAAUUAUAUAGGCUCUCCUCCAAGUUGUCAUCCCGAGUGUGUCAUAAGUACAGAAUGCAUGAAUGACAAGGCGUGUCUAAACCAACGGUGUGUCGAUCCCUGUAUCGAUGUAUGUGGGGUUAACGCCGAAUGUAAAGUUAUAAAUCAUAGCCCCAUCUGCAGUUGUAGAGCACUUUACACUGGCGAUCCAUUUACAAGAUGUAAUCCUCUACCACCACCUGUAGCAAAUGCAGUUCUAGAACCAUACAAGAACCCUUGUAUUCCGUCACCUUGUGGACCUAACUCAAUAUGUCAAGAAAUUGGUCAAAUACCAUCUUGUGCAUGCAUGUCUACAUUUGUUGGUAACCCACCUAAUUGCAGACCAGAAUGUGUGGUGAAUUCAGAAUGUUUACCGUCGCGGGCAUGUAUUAACCAGAAAUGUCAGGAUCCUUGUGAAGGUGCUUGUGGAAUAGCAGCAAUAUGUUCAGUAUCCAGGCAUACGCCUAUCUGUACUUGCCCUGAGGGUUACACUGGAGAUGCAUUUACAGUUUGCAACCCCAAGCCUCCACCAGAAUAUGACACUGUCGACAAAUGUAAUCCAUCGCCUUGUGGUACUAAUGCUAUCUGCAAUAACGGGUUGUGUUCCUGUAUUGAAGAACAUCAAGGAGACCCUUAUAUUGGAUGUCGUCCAGAGUGUGUUCUUAGUAACGAUUGCCCUAGAGACAAGGCGUGUAUAAAAAAUAAAUGUUCCGAUCCAUGCCCGGGCGCAUGUUCUACAUCUGCUGUCUGUAGUGUUAUAAACCAUGUACCCAUGUGCAGCUGUCCUCAAGGAAUGACUGGUAAUGCUUUCUACGGCUGCGAAACUAUAAAAGUUCCAUUACUAAGCAACCCAUGUAUUCCAUCUCCCUGUGGACCGAAUAGCCAGUGCCGAGAGAUCAAUGGACAAGCUGUAUGCACAUGUACUGUCGGUUAUAUUGGCAGUCCACCUUUAUGUCGACCUGAAUGUAUAGUCAGCUCAGACUGCCCUCAAAACAAGGCGUGCAGCAACCAGAAAUGUAUAGACCCAUGCAAAGGUUCCUGUGGCGUAGAUGCGAAAUGCGCUGUUGUAAAGCACAAUCCAAUAUGCACUUGUCCACCUAAAUAUACUGGCGAUCCAUUCAUAAGAUGUUUACCUUUCAGUCCAGUAGAAGUCGAAACUACGCCCUGCACUCCUUCGCCAUGUGGUGCGAAUGCUAUAUGCAGAGAAGUAGCCGGUGCUCCUUCCUGUGCCUGUAUGUCGAAUUAUUUCGGUUCGCCCCCGUACUGUAGGCCGGAGUGUUCCAGCAACAGCGAGUGUCCAAUAAGUCAAGCUUGUAUCAAUCAAAAAUGCCGAGACCCUUGUUUAAGUGCCUGUGGCCAAAAUGCAAACUGUAAAGUAGUCAGUCAUUCUCCAUUAUGCUUCUGUGACACUGGAUACGAAGGUGAUCCGUUUACACUUUGUCAAAUACGUCUUCAAAUAGUCGUUGAAAAUAUAUCACCGUGCACGCCAUCCCCCUGUGGAGCAAAUGCUGUAUGCAAAGAAUAUAAUUCAGCAGGCUCUUGCAGUUGCUUAGCAGAUUAUAUUGGAAACCCAUAUGAAGGAUGCCGCCCCGAAUGUACGGUGAACACAGAUUGUACGCCAGAUAAAAGUUGUAUUCGAAACAAGUGUCAAAACCCUUGUCCUGGUACAUGUGGAAUAAUGGCUACAUGUGUAACUGUCAAUCAUUUACCAGUUUGCACCUGUUCUCCUGGAUAUACUGGAGAUCCAUAUCGCAAAUGUAAUGUGUUAAAAGAAAUAAGUUACGAUACUGUUACUCCAUGUGUUCCAAAUCCUUGCGGUCCAAACAGUGUAUGUCAUCCAGCUAACGGUCAAAGCGCAUGUUCGUGUAUGCCUAAUUACAUCGGAUCUCCACCAGGCUGUCGACCAGAAUGCACAGUUAGCUCAGAAUGUCCGAUCAACAAAGCUUGCAUUAAUCUCAAGUGUGUGGAUCCAUGCCCUGGUCACUGUGGUACUAAUACCGAAUGUAAAGUGUUUACUCACAGCCCUAUUUGUUCAUGUAAGCCGGGUUACACUGGCGAUCCCUUUACCAGAUGCUAUGUACAACCACCGGUUCAGUUUAUUCCUGAAGUACAAAGGAAUCCUUGUGUUCCUAAUCCUUGCGGUGAAAAUUCAAUUUGUCGAGAUGUUAAUGGAGGACCAUCGUGUUCCUGUAUGCCAGAUUUCCAAGGACUUCCACCGAAUUGUAGACCGGAAUGUGCUAUCAACCAAGAUUGUUUAUCAAAUUUGGCAUGCUUUAAUAUGAAAUGUCGCGAUCCAUGCCCAGGCAGCUGCGGACAAAACGCCAUUUGUAGCGUAUUUAACCAUUAUCCAGCCUGCUCUUGUACACCUGGAUUUACUGGUGAUCCGUUCACAAACUGUUACGUGAUUCCCAUUCGAGAUGAAAUUCUACAAGAUCCAUGCAACCCAUCACCGUGUGGUUUCAAUGCCGAAUGUAAUAAUGGUAUAUGCACAUGUAUAAACGAAUAUUAUGGUGAUCCUUAUGUAGGAUGUAAACCAGAAUGUAUAACAAAUAUGGACUGCUCAUCUGACAAAGUAUGCUCAAGAAAUAAAUGUAUAAAUCCGUGUCCAGGAGCAUGUGCCGCAACAGCUGAAUGUAAUGUUUACAACCAUAUUCCUAUGUGCUCAUGUCCUCAAGGAAUGGCCGGAAACGCUUUUAGAGAAUGUUAUAAAGUGGAAAUUGCGCAAGUACAACCAUGCAGCCCUAGUCCAUGUGGACCAAAUAGUCAGUGUCGAACGAGCAACAAUCAAGCAGUAUGCACCUGUUUGCCAACAUUUAUUGGCACUCCACCCUCCUGUCGUCCAGAAUGCACAAUUAGCGCUGAAUGCCCGCUAGAUCAAGCGUGUAACAAUCAAAAAUGUAUAAACCCUUGUAAAGGCAGCUGUGGAUACAAUGCUAGAUGUGAAGUAGUGAACCACAACCCGAUAUGUUCGUGCCCUGCACAAUUUACUGGCGAUCCGUUUACCAGCUGCAACCCAAUCGUUACUGCUGCGGAAGUACCCAUUGAUCCAUGCACACCGUCACCAUGUGGCCCGUACUCAGUGUGCAGGGUGAUCGGUGAAUCACCAUCGUGCUCUUGCCAAACGGAAUAUAUGGGAUCUCCACCUAAUUGCCACCCUGAGUGUGUUAGUAAUUCGGAGUGCCCCAGCAAUCAGGCAUGCAUCAAUCAGAAAUGUAAAGAUCCUUGCCCUGGAAGCUGCGGAUACAAUGCAGAUUGUAGGAUUAUAAGUCACGCUUUGAUAUGUUCGUGUCCUUAUGGACAAACUGGCGAUCCCUUAGUUUCUUGCAGUCCCAUCAAAGAUUCUGUUAUAGAAUACAAUUCACCAUGCGAUCCGUCACCUUGUGGUCUCAAUGCAGAGUGCACAGCAAGGAAUUCAGCCGGCUCCUGUAAAUGUCUUGAAAAUUUCGUCGGCGAUCCCUAUGAAGGAUGUCGUCCGGAGUGUAUCAUCAAUACUGACUGCAGUCCUACACAAGCUUGUAUCCAAAACCGAUGUAAAGAUCCGUGUCCUGGUAUAUGCGCACCUAAUGCAAUAUGCCAAGUUGUAAAUCAUGUACCGUCGUGCCAUUGUCCACCAGGACUUACCGGAGACUCCUACUCUUACUGCAUAGAUAAAGUGGAAGAUUUCGUUAAGGUGUCCCCCUGUACGCCUUCACCUUGUGGACCCAAUAGCCAAUGUCGCGAAGUUAAUUCCCAAGCAGUAUGCAGCUGCAGCGACACUUACAUGGGUACACCGCCUCAUUGUCGCCCCGAAUGUACAAUUAAUAGUGAAUGUGCAACUGACAAAGCUUGUUUGAAUCGAAAGUGUGUCGACCCGUGUAUAGGCCAAUGUGGGAGAAACGCAAACUGUAGAGUAAUCGGGCAUAACCCAAUGUGUUCUUGUCAAGAACAUUACACGGGAGAUCCAUUUUCCUACUGUAUGCCUCAACCCAUUUCAAUAUCACCGCCGUCGCAAGUAUUGAAUCCUUGCGUGCCGUCACCCUGUGGAGCAAAUUCGUUAUGUGAAGAUCGUGGUGGCAUAUCUCGCUGUAGCUGUCUUCCAAAUUACAUGGGUACACCGCCGCGCUGUAGACCUGAAUGUACCAUCAAUUCUGAAUGCAGCGCUAUCACAGCCUGCAUUAAUAAUCGGUGUACUGAUCCUUGCCCAGGAGCAUGCGGAAGCAAUGCUCAAUGUAUAGUCUACAACCAUCUACCUAUCUGUUCCUGUCUACCGAGUUACAGCGGUGAUCCAUUCACACAAUGCAAUGUGAUAAUUAAAGAUAUAGAACUCAUCGACCCUUGUUCACCAUCACCUUGUGGAUCAAAUGCUGUAUGCAACGACGGUACUUGCACCUGCUUACCGGAGUACUUCGGCGACCCGUACUUUGGGUGUAAACCAGAAUGUGUGUUAAAUUCUGAUUGUCAACGCAAUAGAGCUUGCAUGAGAAACAAAUGCAGUGAUCCUUGUGUCGGAACGUGUGGAAGUGACGCAGUGUGCAAUGUUAUAAACCAUAUACCCGUAUGCUCUUGUCCGAGUGGAACUACCGGAGAUCCUUUCCACUACUGUACUAAAUUAAUAGAAAUCGUAAAUAGAAAUCUAUGUGAACCGUCGCCUUGUGGACCAUUUAGCCAGUGCAGAGAUGUAAAUGGACAUGCCGUAUGCAUUUGUAUGCCUGGUUAUGUUGGUAGUCCUCCAAACUGCCGCCCAGAAUGUACUGUGAGCUCCGACUGUGCCCUGAAUCGAGCUUGUUCGAAUCAAAAAUGUUUAGAUCCCUGUCCCGGUGCCUGUGGUAGAAACACAAAUUGCAUCGUUGUUAAUCACAACCCAGUAUGCUCAUGCUUGACUGGAUUUUCUGGAGAUCCUUUUUCUGUCUGUCAACCCAUUGCUGCUCAGCCACCAAUGAAAAUAAAUCCUUGUUUGCCUUCACCUUGCGGACCUAACUCAAUUUGUACAGAAAAUGGAGAUAAUGCUGACUGUAAAUGCAUGACAGAAUUUAUAGGAGUACCACCUAACUGUCGCCCUGAAUGUACUAGUAACAGUGAAUGUCAAACAACUAUGGCUUGUAUAAAUAAAAAAUGUCAGGAUCCUUGCCCUGGUUCUUGUGGUGUAAAUGCGGAAUGCAGAGUCGUCAGUCACACCCCAAUAUGCUUAUGCCAAAACGGCUAUACUGGGGAUCCUUUCCUAUACUGCAAUAUUAUAAUUGCACAAAUAGAACAAGAGAGACCAACACCGUGCAUACCAUCCCCCUGUGGUGCUAAUGCUGAAUGCAGAGAGCAAAAUGACAUAGGAUCUUGCACGUGUCUACCUGGAUACUUUGGUGACCCCUACGUAUCUUGCAAGCCUGAAUGUGUAUUAAAUUCAGAUUGUCCAUCUAACAAAGCUUGUUACAUAAAUAAGUGCCGCGAUCCUUGUCCGGGCACGUGCGGCAUAAAUGCAUUAUGUAAUGUUGUCAACCAUAUACCAAGUUGUAGCUGUCCUGAACAACAUUAUGGUGACCCAUACAAAAUUUGUACUUUUAAACCUCAAGUGGAAAAAAUUGACCCCUGCAAUCCUUCUCCAUGUGGACCAAAUAGUCAAUGUAGAGUUCAGAACGAUAUAGCUAUAUGUACAUGUGUCAGUGGAUACCAAGGAUCACCGCCAGACUGUCGGCCGGAAUGUAUUACGAGCGCUGAAUGUUCUCUAGACAAGAUGUGUGAAAAUUUCAAAUGCAUAAAUCCGUGUCCAAGAGGUUGCGGUAUGAACACAAACUGCCGAGUUAUUAAACAUAAUACGAUUUGCUCAUGUAAAGAAGGAUACACAGGAGAUCCAUUUUCAAUUUGUUAUAUCCAGACUGAGCCUUCUGUAGUUGAAUCAACAAAUCCAUGCGUACCGUCUCCCUGUGGGUUAAAUGCUGAAUGUCGCAACGUAGGUGGAAUGCCUUCUUGCGCUUGCUUAACUGGAUUCUUCGGAAGCGCUCCUAACUGCAAGCCUGAAUGCGUACUCAACACUGAGUGCAGCAACGAUAAAGCCUGUAUAAACAUGAAAUGUCAGAAUCCAUGCAUAGGAUCUUGCGGAUUGUCUGCCAUGUGCAAUGUUAUUAACCACGUACCUAUGUGUUCUUGCCCCAUCGGAUAUGAAGGAGACCCGUUCGUAUCAUGUUCUAUCAAAACACCAGAAAUCAUUCAAGAUAUCAAUCCAUGCAACCCAUCGCCAUGUGGCCCUAACGCCAUUUGUAAUAUUGCCAACGGCGAAUGCACUUGUCUUCCCGAGUACCACGGAGAUCCCUACUUUAGUUGUCGUCCCGAAUGUGUGCUCAGCACCGAUUGUCCGUCGACAAAAACUUGUCUACGGAACAAAUGUAUUGAUCCAUGUAUUGACAUGUGUGGAAGAAACGCUGAUUGCAAUGUGUAUAACCAUGUCGCUGUAUGCAGUUGUCCAAGUGGAAUGACUGGAAAUGCUUUUGCCGAAUGCCUCCAAAUAAAAAAUCCAGUCACUAGACCGUGUGAACCUUCACCUUGUGGACCAAACAGUGUGUGCAGGGAAUUGAAUGGCCAAGCAGUUUGUUCCUGCAUACAAGGUUUCAUUGGUAAUCCACCAAGUUGCAGACCAGAGUGCAGUCAAAGUGCAGACUGUCCACCGUCAUUGGCAUGCAUCAAUAGAAAAUGUCAAGAUCCUUGCCCUGGAUCAUGUGCUUCUAAUGCUAUUUGUAACGUAAGGAACCACAAUCCAAUUUGUACCUGUCCACCGAGGUACACCGGAUCUCCAUUCACACAUUGCUAUGUUCAGAUUAUAGAAGAGCAAUCUAGUAACCCAUGCGCCUCGUCACCUUGUGGGCCCAAUGGCAUUUGUAAAUCAGCUCCUAAUUCUGAAACGUACACUUGCUCUUGUCAACCUACGUUUGAAGGAAAUCCACCUAAUUGUAAACGAGAAUGUACGGUCAAUGAAGAGUGCCCAUCUAGCCAAACGUGUAUAAAUUAUAAAUGCCAAAAUCCAUGUCCAGAUUCCUGCGGAUUUAAUACAGUUUGCACAGUUCGACAACAUAUUGUAAUGUGCUCAUGCAAAGAGGGCUAUAGUGGAGAUCCAUUUGCGUCAUGCCAACUAAUGCCACAAGUGAUUAAACCGCAAGAUCCCUGCGAUACAGCCCCGUGUGGCAUCAAUGCCAGAUGUAAUGUUUUAAAUAAUGGUGCCGCUACUUGCAUUUGUGAGCCUGGAUACUUUGGUAACCCUUACGAGUCCUGUAGACCUGAAUGUAUUGUAAAUACUGAGUGUCCGUAUAACAAAGCUUGCAUAAGAAAUAAAUGUGAAGAUCCAUGCCCAGGCGUAUGCGGUACUACAGCUAUUUGUGAUGUUAUAAAUCAUUUGCCUGUAUGUAAAUGUUCUCCGGGAUACACUGGCAAUCCAUAUGCGUACUGCCAUAAUAUUAUUUAUGAAUCUAAUCCCGAACCACAAAGACCUUGUGUUCCUAACCCAUGCGGCAGCAAUAGCAUUUGCAAAGACAAUAACGGUAUUGCUUCAUGUUCAUGUAUGUCAGAGUACAUUGGAACCCCGCCGAAUUGUCGCCCGGAGUGUACUGUAAAUUCUGAAUGCGAAAAGUCAAAGAGCUGUGUCAAUCAAAAAUGUGUUGACCCGUGUAUAGGCGUUUGCGGCCAAAAUGCAAUUUGCAAAGUAAUAAAUCAUGCACCUAUAUGUUCAUGUAGAGAAAACUACGAAGGGGACCCAUUUACAAGAUGCAUUAUAAUAAAAAAUAUACCAUCCAUCGAUAUUAACCCAUGCACACCAUCUCCUUGUGGACCAAACUCAAUUUGCCAGACUGUAAACAAGACACCAAUGUGUGCUUGUUUGGAAAACUUUAUUGGACUUCCACCAAACUGUAAACCAGAAUGUGCCGUGAACUCAGAUUGUCCUUCUAAUACAGCCUGUAUAAAUCGUAAAUGUCGAGAUCCGUGCCUCGGUUCCUGUGGCCUACAAACAAUGUGUCAAGUUCAUCAACAUUCUGCUGUAUGCAGUUGUCUUGAAGGAUAUACUGGAAACCCAUUCGAAAGUUGCUUUGUUAUGGAAGUAAUAGAACAUGUACCGGCUGUUUAUGACAAGUGUAACCCGAGCCCUUGUGGAGCUAAUACAAUCUGUAACGAUGGAGUUUGUACCUGUAAAACAAACUUCUUUGGAAAUCCUUACUUAAGUUGUAGACCUGAAUGCACUCAUAACUCUGACUGUUCAUUAAACCUAGCAUGUGUCAACAACAAAUGUCUGAAUCCAUGUUUAAACUUAUGUGGUCAAAAUGCAACGUGCGAUGUAUACAAUCACAUACCUAUGUGUAGCUGUCCUCGUAAUACUGUAGGCAACGCAUUCUUUGCGUGCACACCACUGGAAGUAGAGCAAGAGAAAAUAAAUCCAUGCGUUCCUUCUCCAUGCGGCCCCAACAGUCAGUGUCAAACAAUACAAAAUCAAGCUAUGUGUUCUUGUCUCCUGGGUUAUAUUGGAGUGCCACCAUCUUGCCGGCCCGAGUGCUUAGUUGAUUCAGAGUGCACAAGUGUGUUAUCGUGUUCUAAUCAGAAAUGCAUCAAUCCGUGUGAAGGGUCUUGCGGAUUAAACGCGGAAUGUAAAGUUCAUAAUCAUAAACCUAUAUGCUAUUGCCAAAGUGGACUAACUGGGGAUCCAUUUACACGUUGCUUAACCAUACAAUAUGAGAAUACUCCAAAAACGUCACCGUGCACGCCUUCCCCAUGUGGGCCAAAUUCUUUAUGUCGUGAAGUUGGAGAAACACCGUCUUGUAGUUGUUUGACUGGCUUUAUUGGAAACCCGCCAUAUUGUCGUCCUGAAUGUAUAACCAAUAGUGAAUGUACUUUCGACAAAUCUUGUAUAAACAACAAGUGUGCCGACCCUUGUAUCGGUGCCUGCGGACGUAAUACAGAAUGUCGUGUGAUCAGUCAUUCACCUAUGUGUACUUGUAGCUCUGGAUAUGAAGGGGAUGCUUUUUACGAAUGUCAUCUUAUUAAAGUGUCCAUCCGACCGACGGCACAGAUCAAGCCAUGUUUGCCGAAUCCAUGCGGACCUAACGCUAUAUGUCAAGAACGAAAUGAAGCAGCAAGCUGUAUGUGCAUAAGUGGGUUCUUUGGAAACCCCUACGAAGGGUGCAGACCUGAAUGUGUGCUGAACUCUGAUUGUCCUCAACGUUUAACUUGUAUAAACGAAAAAUGCAAAGACCCAUGUAUAGGUUUUUGUGGAAUAAAUUCUGAAUGCCAAACGGUAAAUCAUGUGGCCAAAUGUUAUUGCGCUAAUGGUUACUCAGGUAAUCCAUAUGAUCGCUGUGCCAUAAGAGAAGAAGCUCCCAAAGACCCAUGUCAUCCGUCACCGUGUGGCCCGUAUAGUACAUGUCGAAAUGUCAAUGAACAAGCUAUAUGUACGUGUCAACCAGAUUUUAUGGGUAGCCCACCAAACUGUAGGCCAGAAUGUAUAACCAGUUCUGAGUGUCCGCUAAAUGAAGCUUGCAUUAAACAGAAAUGUGUAGAUCCUUGCAUCGGAACGUGCGGAGAAAAUGCUCAAUGUCGCGUGCACCGGCACAGCCCGUACUGCACCUGUCUUACAGGUUUUGAAGGCGACCCAUUCAUAAAAUGUACCAGAGUACAGAUAAUCGCUACAACAGUUAAAAGCCCAUGUGAACCAAGUCCUUGUGGUAUGUUUGCUAUCUGCAGAGAUGUUGGUGGCUCUGCUUCGUGCAGUUGCAAACCAGGUUACCUUGGGGUACCUCCACAAUGCUCUCCUGAAUGCACAAUUAAUGAAGAUUGUCCAAGAGAUAGGGCGUGUGUACGUGAAAAAUGCAUGGAUCCUUGCGUAGGAUCCUGUGGAAGUUAUACAGAAUGUCGUGCAAUGAAUCACCUCGCUAUUUGCACUUGUAUAGUAGGCUAUACCGGAGAUCCAUUUGUAAGGUGCUAUGAAAAAAUUAAAGAUCCAAUAAUCGUACCACCACUGGACGCCUGUGCGGUAACAUCCUGUGGCAUUAACGCACUAUGUGACAAUGGAACAUGUUCUUGUAUUCCCGAAUAUCAUGGCAAUGCUUACAUCGAAUGCCGACCAGAAUGUACUACCGAUGAUGAAUGCCAAAAACAAUUGGCAUGUGUUAAUUACAAAUGCAUUGAUCCCUGUAAAAAUGCCUGCGGUUUAGAUGCCAUAUGUAAUGUUUAUAAUCACUUGGCGAUUUGCGAGUGUCCAGCACCACUACAAGGGGAUCCGUUUAUUGCUUGCCGGCGCGUAAUAGCAACAAGUGUUACUGAUCCCUGUUCACCGAAUCCAUGUGGUCCGAAUAGCAUUUGUCAAGCAGCUGGUACUGUCGCUCACUGUUCGUGCCGAUCUGCCAUGUACGAGGAACCACCAAGCUGUCGCCCCGAGUGUCGUGUUGACACCGACUGUCCACCGAGUCUGGCUUGUCGCAAUAAUAAGUGUAGAGACCCAUGCCCAGGUUCAUGCGGAAUGCAUGCAAUAUGUCGAACUAAAUCACAUUCCCCAAUUUGCACUUGCCCUAGUCAUUACACCGGUGAUCCAUUUAUCCGUUGUGUGCCAGUUCUUGGAAUUGAAGCCGACACAAAAUCACCGUGUCCGGAUUGCGGUCUAAAUGCUGAUUGCGUUGAUGGCGUCUGCCGAUGCCGUGCAGAGUUCAUAGGCGCGCCACCAUUCUGUCGCCCCGAGUGUACCAAGUCUAGCGACUGUGACUGGAAGCUCAUGUGUUUAAACAGACGGUGCACUGACCCUUGCCCUGGAGCGUGUGGGCAGGGUGCCGUGUGUACAGCGUUCGCUCAUGAACCACGCUGCGAUUGUCCCCCAUCUACUACCGGCAACCCAGUUAUUGAAUGUCGACCCAUCGGAAAUAUUUUCAAACCGCCAAAUGACCCAUGCAACCCAUCACCAUGUGGUCCUGGCGCAAUAUGCCGCACAAGAGGUACCGGUGCAUCCUGUGAAUGUGAGCCGGGCUUACGUGGCGACCCCUACACUGGAUGUCGCCCUGAGUGUGUCGCAGAUUCCGACUGCUCACCAAACCGCGCAUGUAUCAGAUCACACUGUCGCGACCCGUGUCAAGGAACAUGCGGUGUCGGAGCUGAAUGUGAAACUGUUAACCACAUUCCUCUAUGUUCGUGUCCUUCAGGAACCAGAGGAAAUGCAUUCGAACGUUGUGACAUAAUCCCAUCAGCACCACCUUGUACACCAUCGCCUUGCGGACCCGGAGCAUUGUGCACCGUCGUAGGCAGUAGCGCCGUCUGCUCCUGUCCGAGUGGCACUAGUGGUAAUGCAGCCUCCACUGGAUGCCGGCCUGAAUGUGUUGUAAGCUCGGAAUGUCCACGUGAUCGGGCUUGUAUACGCAACAAAUGCGUCGAUCCAUGCAUUGGCACUUGUGGCAAUGGAGCGAUGUGCAGAGUAUUUGAUCACGCACCGAUAUGCUCGUGUCCGCCUUCUAUGACUGGCGAUCCGUUCCAAAACUGCCGAGUUAGAGAUACACCUCCUACGAGUCCGACAGUAUUUGAUCCUUGCGACCCUAAUCCAUGUGGACCUCACGGCACAUGCCGCGAAGGAUUCUGCACAUAUCCAGAGUGCAUUGUCAAUGAUGAUUGUCCCGGAGAUCGAUCCUGUAUCAAUAGGAAAUGCUCAGACCCAUGCAUCAAUGCCUGUGGUAUCAAUGCCAUAUGCACGGGUGUCAGACAUUCCGCUGUUUGUUCUUGCCCAGAGGGUUACACAGGACAUUCAUUUGUACGUUGUGAACGCAUCACUACUGUCACCGUAGCGCCACCUCUACCAGAGUGUGUGCGUGAUGAUCAAUGUGCCGACAACGCAGCUUGUAUUGAUACAAAAUGUACACCAGCAUGUGGACCUACAAAUUGCGGUAUAAAUGCUCGCUGCAUUGCAAAACAACAUAGAGCUCGCUGCACUUGUUUACCUGGCUACGAAGGUGAUGCUUACAGAGGCUGUUAUUCAGUUCAAUGUCACAGCAACAACGACUGUCCUGAUGACGAGAGUUGUGAUAGCGGCUCUUGUGUCAAAGUAUGUUUACGAGUCCGUUGCGGUCCUGAAGCACAUUGCUUUGCACGCGGUCAUGUAGCGUCUUGUGAAUGCGAUUCGGGAACUCGAGGAGAUCCAUGGACUGGCUGUCGUAGAGACGAAUGUACCCUGGACGAAGAUUGCCCCGCUUGGUUAGCGUGCAGAGGGAAAAAAUGUCAAGAUCCGUGCAUCGGCGCUUGUGCGCCCGAAGCACUUUGUAAUGUAGUCCGUCACACCCCAGUCUGCGAAUGCCCGCGUGCUACUCUAGGCGAUCCUAAAAUUGAAUGUAGACCAGUGCAAGACCGAAGCGAGUGCUCAAACGAUGCUGAGUGCGGCCCAGGAUUAGCUUGUUUACAAGAAACCUGCAAGAACCCUUGUGAUGCAUCAUCUUGUGGUACUCGAGCGGUUUGUCGAGUUGCGAAUACGCUGCCUUUCCGAACGCUAGUAUGCGAGUGUCCCCCACCAUUGACCGGAGAUGCUUCUGUGCAAUGCAAUCCCAGAGGCCAAUGUCAAGAGAACUCUGACUGUAGUGACGAGGAGCAAUGCCACCAAGGCCAAUGCAAGAACGUUUGUGUCUCCGGCGCUUGUGGAGUGGGCGCCGAGUGUCACGCCAGCGCACACCGCGCCUCGUGUACUUGCGUACCACCCCUGCAAGGAGAUCCCAAAGUUGCGUGCACACAAAUUGAAACCGGACCAAUGUGCUUGGCGGACGAGGAGUGCGGCACAGCGGAGGCGUGCAUCGGGCGGCGCUGCGUGUCGGCGUGCGCGGGCGCGUGCGGCGCGGGCGCGCUGUGCGAGGCUCACGCGCACCGCGCGCGCUGUCGCUGCCCGCCCGGCACUGCGGGCGACCCGGCGCGGGCUUGCUACACGCCGGAGUGCACUUCAGAUGACGACUGUCCAUUCGACAAGGCUUGCAUUAACGGCUACUGCAGAGACCCGUGCGCACAGGGACCGUGCGGGCGGGACGCGUUGUGCGAAGCUGUCGCCCACGCCGCCACGUGUCGCUGCCCGGCGGGCACUCAGGGCGACGCCCGCCGCGCUUGCAUCUCAGCGGUGUGCCACUACAACGAAGACUGCGAUGACACUCAAAUAUGCAACCGUCUGAAUAGAUUCUGUCAACCUGCGUGUUCCGAAAAUAGUUGCGCACCGGGUGCUAUAUGCACCGCCACCCUCCAUCGGCCGAUAUGCACGUGCCCACCCGGUCACAAUGGAGACCCAUACGUUCGCGGCUGUGUCACCGUACAGUUCACUGACGAAUGUUCCACUGACUCGGACUGCGCUCGUCCAUUAGGUUGUGUUAACGCCAAAUGUGUCGAUCUGUGCCAGGGCAAUCCAUGCGAUGCUGGACUUAUUUGUAAAACCGUCGAUAUAUUGCCGCUUCGCGCAGUCGCUUGCGUAUGUCCUGACGAAGGGCGCGCAGCACCGGACACCGGAUGCAGAUCACCGCCGGAAGCAGAGUGCUCUGCGGAUCCAGAUUGCGCCCCCAGCCAGACCUGUCGCCGUGGCAACUGUGUGGACGCCUGUAAAGCUGCACCGUGCGGACACAAUGCACUUUGCGAAUCAGCUGAUCACGUUUCCCGCUGCAGUUGUCCUCCAGGAUACCUCGGAAAUCCAAGAAUUGAAUGUAAUCCAGAAUCGAGACAGCCAUCAGUACUGGAAUGUUACAAAGAUGAAGAUUGCGGACUGGAACAAGCUUGUAGAGAACGAACUUGCAUAAAUCCGUGCAUGGACUCUUGUGGCCCUGGAGCUCUCUGUCGCGUCAUAAACCAUACACCACGCUGCUCUUGUCCAAUAGGUUACACUGGCAACGCAAACAUAAGGUGUACGCCGCCAUCGCAAGCUAUUAUACCAGUUGGUUGCAAAGCUAACUCUGAUUGUCCAUUAUCACAAGCAUGUAUAAAUGGUGCAUGUGGCAACCCAUGUCUUUGUGGUACCAACGCUGAAUGCACUGUGGUGAGACAUCACGCAGUUUGUUACUGUGAACGAAGUCACUCAGGAAAUCCUUACAUUGGAUGUAUUAAAGUUGAUUGCACAUCUGAUUCAGAAUGCCCUAAUAGCGACAUGUGUUACAAUGGAGCGUGUGUAAGCCCUUGUGUAAUAGAAGCUCCAUGUGCUGUGAGCGCUGAGUGCUUUGGCGAAAAUCACCGACCUCAAUGUCGCUGUCCAAUAGGCACUAAAGGAAAUCCAUACAACAAAUGUCAAGCAUUAGAAUGCGAAGUUAACAAUGAUUGCAAUGAUGAUAGUGUCUGUAUUAAGGGAGUUUGUUUGAACGCCUGUUCGGCCGAGGGACGUAAUCCAUGUGCCUAUAACGCAAAUUGUUUUGCUCGUAAUCACGCCGCAUUCUGCAAAUGUCCAGCUGCCCUUCCAAUGGGAGAUCCCUUGACAUAUUGUGAAAGAGCUAUAAUAAUUGGAGAACCGGAAUGUAAGAUGGAUGGCGACUGUCCCAGCGGACAAGCUUGCCUCAGAGAUGAAUGUCGCGACGCUUGUAAAGAACUUAAGCCGUGUGGAACAAACGCCCGUUGCUCCGUUUCUGACAGUAUUCCAUUCCGCACUUUGUUAUGUCGUUGCCCUGAAGGUUAUAUACCAGAUGAAAAGGGUUCAUGCAAACCAGCUCAAUUACCACCACUUAGCUGUUCGACGGACGAUGACUGCAGUGAUCAAGAAUCCUGUAUUAAUAGAAUCUGUAGGAACCCAUGUAACUGUGGAGACAAUACUGAAUGCUAUAUUCGAAACCAUAGACCUGUUUGUGCUUGCCGAGAAGGGUACGAUGGUAAUCCGUACCGACAAUGCCGUAUAGUUGGAUGCCGUACAAAUACUGAAUGUGAAUCAUACGAAGCAUGUGUCAAUGGGAACUGUGUCAGCCCAUGUUUAUUAAACAGCACAUGUGGCCCGAAUGCAGAAUGCUUUGUAGAAAGGUCACAACCACUUUGUCGUUGCCGGUCAGGAUUCGAAGGUGAUGCUUACUUCGGGUGCAAUGCCAUUGAAUGUAGAUCGAAUGGUGAUUGUUCUCUCGAUAAACAAUGUCAUGCUCAUAGGUGUAUCAAUCCGUGCCUAUCUGCAAACAUAUGUGGUAAUAACGCUGAAUGCCUAGUACGAAAUCAUAUUGGUGUGUGUAAAUGUAUACAAGGAUAUACAGGCAGCCCAUAUAUCGAAUGCAGACCUCAAAUUACAGCCGAAUGUUACGUAGAUGCAGACUGUCCAUCGAAAUUAGCUUGUUUGUCGGCUAAAUGUGUUAAUCCAUGCACAGCCUUACAACCUUGUACUUUACCUGCUCAAUGCGAAGUGUCCCCCACAUUACCUGUUCGAACUAUGCUUUGCUCCUGCCCACCUGGAUAUGUGAGCAGUGGAAAGGGCGUAUGUCGUCCAUCUACUCCAAUACAAGAAGCAGCUUGCGAGAUUGACAAUGACUGUACUUCUAACGACGCAUGUAUAUCAUCUGUUUGCAAGACCCCUUGUGAUUGCGGACCAAAUACCGAUUGUCAGAUAAGAGAUCAUAAACCGGUUUGUGCCUGUAGACCGGGCUUUAUUGGUGACCCUCGCACUGGAUGUUACGAUAUAAAAUGUCAGUCUAAUAGCCAUUGCGCAGACGAUGAAACGUGUAUCAACAACCGUUGUGUCCCUGCUUGCUCUGUGGAACCAGACAUCUGUGGACAAUCCGCUGAAUGUUACGGCGUUGAACAUCGAGCAUCUUGCCGUUGUAAAAUUGGAACUGUUGGCAACCCCGCCGUAGCCUGUUCACCUAUCAGCUGUCGAGCAAGCACAGAAUGUACGCCGGAUAAAUCUUGCAUCAAUUCCAAAUGUGUUGAACCUUGUACCGGCACAACGUGCAACGAGCCUGCCGAGUGCAAAGUACACCUUCACGAAGUAUAUUGUGUUUGUCCACCCGGUUUUGAAAGUACUGCAAACGGCUGCAACAAAACGGAACCAAAAUGUUCCUCUGAUAUAGAAUGUCCAUCAGGAACAGCAUGCAUAGGAUCAAAAUGUGUUAACCCUUGCUUAGAAGCGAAUCCAUGCGGAGUCAAUGCGGACUGUAAAGUCGCUGAUACUUUACCAGUAAGAACCAUGAUAUGCGAAUGUCUACCUGGCUAUAGAGGAUACGCUUUAGUAGAAUGCACACCAUAUAAACCACCCGGAACAAAAUGCGUGCAAGGUCAAGGCGUAGAUGUCACCGGCGAAUGUGUGCCUUGUUUAGAAUACGAAGGACGCGUGCUUGAUGCGCGAGGCCGAUGUGUGUGUGACAUUGAGCGCGGAUACAUGCUGCGCGGUAACGCUUGCGUGCCCGGCGGCUGCCGCGUCGACGACGACUGUGACAGUGCUUCCAGAUGUAUCAACGAACAAUGUGUGCCCGCUUGCGAAGCUGAGCCUUGUGGCCUCUUUGCGACAUGUGAAGCUGUUAACCAUCGCUCUCGCUGCACUUGUAUUACUGGGUAUAUCGGUAAUCCAAGAGUUCACUGCAAUUCUACUACUUCACCGAAUAUUACCAAUUACCGCACUGAUUUCCCACUGCCAGAAAUGCAGGUUCACUGUCUCGCAAACGGAGUCAGUGUAAGUCUUAAAAUUAAGGACUUCAAUGGAGUACUCUACGUGAAAGGAUACAGCAAAGACGAACGUUGCCGUCUCGUUGUUCAUACGACAGAAAAUCAAGAAAGACCUGUUGAUUUUACCGUAUUUUUCGGAGAUUGCGGAUUAGUACACGUAAACGGUUUGGCGAGCUUCGUCUUGGUAAUGCAGAAACAUCCGAAAUUAGUAACAUCUAAUGCUAAGGCCUUCCACAUAAAAUGCAUUUAUCAGACCGGUGAACAAAACGUAACGUUAGCGUUCAACGUAUCCAUGUUGACAACUGCCGGCACGAUUGCUAACACUGGACCACCGCCCACUUGUUCGAUGAGAAUUGUAUCGCAAAAUGGUGGUGAGGUCAAUUCUGCAGAAAUUGGAGAAAACUUAGUACUCCAAGUUGAUGUCCAACCAUCAAGCAUCUACGGUGGUUUUGCUCGCAGUUGUAUUGCAAAAACUAGCGAAGUUUCAACAAAUAUUGAAAACGAAUACACAGUUACGGAUGAAGAUGGUUGUGCCACCGACAAAGCCAUCUUUGGAGAAUGGGAACGAAACGAAGACGGUAGCGCACUGCGUGCGUCUUUCAAUGCCUUUAAAUUCCCUAGCAGCGAUAAUAUCAAAUUCCAAUGUAAUAUACGUGUCUGUUUUGGAAAAUGUCAACCGGUAAACUGUCGCGGAUACGAUGCGUUUGGUAAACGCCGUAAACGAGAAGCAAUCGAAACAGACGGUCCCCUGUCGGGACAACUUCGAGAGGAGGUGACAGUCGAGUCGAACCAGAUCCUAACACUCGACAGGCGAGAUCUGUCUCAAGCGGCUCCGCAGCGAGACGGGUCAGGAGCGUACGGCAGCGCGGGCGCCGGCAACGCGGGCGGCGAGGUGUGCGUGUCCGCAGCCGGCCUGGCCGUGGCGUUGGCGCUGACGGCGCUGCUGGCGCUCGUGGCGGUGGCCGCGGCGGUGGCCUGCUGGCUCGUGGCGUGGCGCCGAGCGCGGCCCGCGCCCGCGCCGCUGCCUCACCCGCCCGACUUCCCCAACCCGCUGUUCCAGCGCUGAGCAGUCUCCCGCUAGUCCUACGCCCCGCUCCUCCGCCGGCGCCGGGCGGUGUCGGCUCUUUCUCUCUCACUCACUCGGUUUAUGCGCGCCGCCGGAGGACCGCCGGGCGAGGGCGCUGCGAGCGCCGCGGCACCGUAGCCGCCUCCCUCGUUUGCGCUCGUAGCGCCCUGAAUUAGAAUACUUUAAUUUUAUUUUAUCUCUAUUAACAUAGAAUUGUCGCCUCCUCUGAAUUUUGUGAUAAUUAAUAAAUAUUCAACACCAUAUUUUGUAAAAUAAAUAUUGACUUUAGUUUAUAAGCAAUUAUUAAUAAAAUAAAAAAAUUAAAACAU